Molecule: messenger RNA, 47612 nt
Organism: Podarcis lilfordi (Lilford's wall lizard)
Lineage: Eukaryota; Metazoa; Chordata; Lepidosauria; Squamata; Lacertidae
Source: the annotation of a GenBank genome assembly
AAAAGAAGCAGAGUCCUCUCUCACUGUGCUUUCGGAAAUUGCACUCCUGUGUGGGAAGAGAGUUAAAGGAAUAACAGCAACAUUUUGCUGCUUGCCAGCACUCCAAGGGAAACAAUGCUGUCUGUCAAAACCUCGAUCUCUUUCAGCCAACAGCUUGGGAAGUACAGUUAAAACAGAAGCAGCACCAAAUGAUGGCGAGCAGGUAAUUAUGACUGGUUUUUGUCAAGGGUUUGCUUGACAGCCUAUCUUUAGAAAUGACAAAUUCGGUCGGGGAGAGAAAUGACAUAUGGUAUAGACAUGAUAUUGAUUGGUUCUGAUUCCUGGUUAUGCGUGUACACAUCUGGAGGCAAUAAAUCAUUAAGGAAGGUGAAUGGGAUUUACAGAGGAAGGUGGAUUUGAAACUGCCAGUGGGAGAUUGAGAAAGGCAUUCUGUUUUCUUCUUACACAGUUUAGAGUUCAGUGACGUGGUACUUCAGGACGCAAAAUGUGUAACUGACCAUUUGAACCCAGUUUGUUGCAUUUUUUUUAAUGUGAAAAAAUGUUAGCAGUGCAAGGAAGUUGUGUUCUUGUUUGAAACCUCAGGAAAAUAGAGGUGAAAACCAUAAAGAAUGGAUUGAAAUUCUGUGGGGCUUUUUUUUUAUUUGUAUUGGAGCUAUAGCUGACUUGCUUUUAUAGAAUUUGAAUAAAAGUAAAAAAAAAAAAAUUGCAGCGUUGUCUGUGCUAGCCUUAUAUAGUAAGAUUAUAUCUUGUCUAGAGUAAGAGUCCUUUAUUAAUUUAGAAUGAGCUAGGCUAAAAUUCGGAACCACUUUGGCCCUAUACCUGGAUUAAUUCAUUCCAGAGAUGUUUUACUGACUGCGGUAGGAUCACUUAAGAGUCAGUACAGGGCUGCAGCCAUCAGAUUUGCCACAUUUCCCUCAAUAUGCACCAGUUGGAAGCUAAAUGGAAGCUUUAUUAUUCAUUCGCAAAGCAUUUGUAACAAUUGCAAGGGCAGCAGUUACCUUUUCCAUUACAGCUGUGUGAUGCAGGGAUCCAUUAAUGGGAUUCUCUCCUGCUGCUGCCAAGGAAAUAAGCAGAGCUGUGUAGAAACAGCCACUCCGUCUCGACUAAAAACUUCAGGGAAUAAAGGCUAGCAAUUCGAGAUUGUGUAAACUUUUGCACAAUUUUGGAACGAAAGAAAUAUCCACAUCGGCUGAGAGCCUACAUAUAGGAGCAGGGCUGGCCCAAGACAUUUUGGCACCUGAGGUGGGCUCCAAAAUGGCACCCCACCCUCGUCGCAAAGGAAGAAGGAGUGAGGGGAGAUCUACAUCAGGAACAAGGGGGAGGGAGGAGAAAGAUUGGCAUUGGGAUCUGCUACCCCUGUGAAUCCUGCCUCCAGAGGCUAUUACCUUGCCUCUUGAAUCAGCUGGCACUGAAUAAAGAUCUACAUUGGGAUCUGCUGCCCCAGUAGACCCUGCUGCCUGAGGCAGUUGCCUUACCUUGCCUCAUGGGUGGGCCGGUCCUAUACAGGAGUCUCAUAUCUGCUUUGAGAAAAGCAGGUUAUAGCAGAAUAACAGUGCCUUCUACCAGCUUUGGCUAGUAGCCCAAGUGCAACCCUAUCUAGAUGAGGAUAACAUGCCUUCAGUGAUCUAUGCCCUGGUAACCUCACCACUGGAUUACUGCAACGUUUUAGUGGACCUGCAACUGCAGCUGGUGCAGAAUUCAGCAGCCAGAUUAUUGAAAGGAACCACACAGUCCAAAUGCAUAAAUCCAGUACUGCGCUGGCUGCUAAUUUGUUUCUGGGCCCAAUUCAAGGGGCUGGUGUCAACCUAUAAAACCUUAUGUGGCUCAGGUUCUUUGUGCCUUGUGGAAAACUUUUCUGCAUAUGAGCCUGCCUGGAUCCUGUGGUCAGCAUUGCAGGUGCUUCUCUGUAUGCUUCCAGCCAGCGAGGGUUCAGAGGGCAGUGAGAAGAUUGUGGGUCUUGUUAGGAGUGGCCCCCUGUCUUUGGAAUGCUCUCCCCAGGUAUUCCUGGUGCCAACACUGACAAAUUUUCAGUGUCAAGCAAAUCUAUUUCUUGCUCCCUAGGUAUGUAUUUUGUUUGCAACAGCUAGUGGUAUUCUCUUCUUUGGGGGCUUUUUCUGGGAGUUAGAUCUGAGUUGUGUGUGGAAGGAUUGUUUUUCUGAUUUGAUUAGCUUGUGUUGCAUGCUGAUUUUAAAUAUGUUGUAUAUUUUACUAAUAUUUGUGCGUUUGAGACAUUUGUGUAAAAUGGCUAAACUCAGUAAUGAAAAUGAGAGAUUUGCUGUUCAGUCCUUUGCAUAUUUACUCAGAAGUAAAUUCCAUUAUGUCCAAUAGGCCUUAUUCCCUGGUUGGCAUACAUAGGCUAUCUGACUUAAUCUGUGACUGGGUUGUGUGAUCAUUGCAAGGAAACUUUAAACAGAUAUGCAAUAAUCACUUUUUCAAAAAAGAAGUUAAAAACAUUUCAAUCAUAUUCAAAAACCACCUAUUUCACUUAAUGUAGUUCUGCUUUCAAGUGGAAAUACCAUACAAAAAUACCAUACAAACCCAUUCGAAAGAUUUUUGGGGAAUUAAUGAUUAAAAUUAAUCCUGUUUCACUAAACUGAAGAUGCAUAAACUCAAGGAGAAAUUUUACUGGUAUUAAAAAAAAAUAGUCAAUAAAUUUAUAUCCUGCUUUUUAGAUUUUCUUUUGACAAGGUGGCAAACAGUAAUACAUAAGUUAAACAAUAUAUAACACUAUAUACAACACUGCAAUAAAACACAGAAUAUAAAAACAAAAUACUCAUAAGAGGAAUAAUAGGAAUCAACCAGUCCAAGUCUAUAAUUCUCAAGGUUUUACUGACUUUACUCUGGUUGGAAAAAGUUCUACAACCAAAAUUGUUAAAUUGCAUCAGAUAAGAUAUUGGUCUCAGUUAGAAACUUUGUAUAGGAGGUAUGGGCUUCUAACAAGGAUGUUAUUUCAGUAAUGAUUGAGAGUCUGAGAAAGCUUUAGAGGCCCACUUUUGGAUGUAUUAAAUAUUAAACUGCAAAAGCAGUGUAUUUUUAAGUGCAUUUGUUAUGAAAGGUUAAAAAUACCCACCACAGCUAUAGCAGUAGCAAUGCAUUAUCAUCAAAGGUUAAACAGGUUGAAGCAAAGGCAUUUCUGCCCUGGAAUGCAUACCGAAAAUCAGCUCAUUAACUGGUUGAUAAAAUUAUUUUAAUAUGGGACCUGGGAUAGCAUUAAACUACCCAUUAAUAUAAUGAUUUCUGCUUGUGAAAUAGAAAUUUCCCCCACUCCCCUGGUGUGCCCUAUGCCCCCACGAUCUGCUUGAGGGGGUUGGGAGAACUUGUAGAACAGAUUAAUGGGUAUGCAGAAGGAAGAGGGAGAUGGGACCAAAUUACGCACUGUCAAAAAUGGAGAACAAAAGAAGGCACAGGGAUGCAUAAAGUGAACAUAUGCUAAUUUAUAUGUAAAGAUGCACAUUUAGAAAUAAUUACUAUGAUUUUAAUAGAAAUAGAUAUCACCAUUGUUGGGGAGACUGUAACCAAGGAGACUUGCAUGCCUGCUAAGGAUAGACAAAUCUGUCGAUUUCGGUUUCUACCAAUUCCUUGUUUUUACAUUCUUAAGUUUAAUUCUACCCAUUUCCACAUCAGUCUGUUUGUUUUAAAGUCAGCAUCAAAUUCGUAUGCGUUUUUGCAUACAAUUUUGCCGGAUACACACAUAAUUGCAAGUUAUUUUAUCUAACAUAGUGCAUUUCUGUACAUUAUGUUUUACUAGUAUGAGCAUUUUGGUGUGUGCGCACUUUCUCGUAAUAUAUGCUUCAUUGUACUGAGGGGGAGGGGUGUGAGUUGGAGAACUUUUCAUUGAAAAAUUCAGAGAAGUGCAAAUUUCCCAGGCUUUUAAAGUUCUGAGUUUCAUCUGCAUUCAUCUGCUAUUUUUAAUUGCUGGUUUCUUUAUAAGUUUUUUCUUCUGAUUUUAUCAUUUUGUUUCUGAUUUUGUAUGUAUUUUGUUGUGAGCUGCUCUGGGAACCAUUUGACUGAAGGUCGGUAUAUAAGGUUAUAUACAGUGUAUAGAAGAAGUAAUGGCCAAACUUUGAAUUAAGUGAAAGGUCCAUGAUUGAAUUGAUCUGUGUUUUAUUUUUAUUGAAAAGCAACUGGCAGGGGAAGGCUGCCUCCAAAUUUGAUUGGAGCUGUGGGUUAGGGGAUGGAUGCUGUAUAAUUUCCCAACCUAAAUGAUGAAAUAACCUAAUUUAAGGAGGGUGUGUGUGAUUUUAGACUACAGGGGGAAAAGGUUAAGCACCACAACUCCAAUCAAAUUUGAACCCCAUCCCCCACCCCAUGCACAGCUGCUUUUAAGUAAAAAAACAACAACAUUGGUACCUCCAACAUAAUGAUCAUGGAGCUUGUGUAAGAAGCAUGGAUCUCCUGUGUAAUGUGUAGUUUGGUCUGUAGCUGGCCAGGAAUAUAGGAUGCUUUUGAGGACUACUAACCCUGGUCUGAACCAUGACAAGGAUUAUGGCCCUCUGCUCGCAAGUGGUCCCCUAGCCUUUAACAUGCAUGUUAGAGGGGUUGUGGGACACAACAUAUUCUCGCCAUCUGUAUCUGAAACAACAGCAAAUGUGUUGCAGGUACUCGUGCUCUUUGUAUGUGGCCUCAUCCAGGGCAAAUGCAGUUAUGCCAGUGACAUUGUCAUCUCCUGCUUUAAGAGUAGAAAGUUGAAGAAUACUUCUUGUGCCAGAAUUGGGAACCCAAUGGCUGCUUUUAGAUGAUCAUAUCUCUGUUUAAUAAACCAAGAUAUGAAUGAGCCUUUAUUUGUUUCUCCGUUAAGUUUGAGGUACUAUUGUCAGGUAAUUAAAAUCCAUGUAGUUCUUCUGAGGCCAGCAAAACAGACGUAUUUUGAUCGUAUCUUCAUCUGCAUGUCAGGAAACAAACAAGAAUGUGUCAUUUUGCUUUGUGUCUCCUUUUCCCUUCACUAAAAACCCUACUUGAUUUCAGAUGACAUUGGCAAUGUGUGUGGCAAAGGAAAGCUGCAUAGUUCUGAUUUAAAUUGUUCUGUUGUCAGCACUCCUUGCCCACCUUUCAUCACCAUUUGUGCAGUGAGAUCAGAGAGGGUCAACACAGACUUCUUGGUUUAUGUGGGUAAGUGGCAUGUGAGAAAUUAAGUAACUGCAACUGUGGGUGGGUCUCAUGUCUACAGACAUCCCUGAAAGAUGCCCUUUGGCUUCAGAGGCCUCCAAAAGGCUUUUAAAUAAUAAACACUGUGGAAUGUUAAUGUACUCCUUGUAUACAUGAAAAUGUAAAUAAAUGCUGUUCUGGUAUUUUAUAAAUAACUCCCACAUCUGGGGAAAAGCUGGAUUGCCCAAAGGAGGGUAAACUGGAGUGACCACACAGGGUGAAACUAUACUGCUGUCCACUUUAAUAGUAAAACUUGCAUUGACUUAAGGGAUGAACAGGAUUUUUACACGAGGGCUCAGCUUUAUUACAGAUAAAUUGUCACUUGAUACAAAUGAGCAUUGGUCCAUUUUCUGCAAUGUUUACCCCUUGGAACACAAUCAACCACAAAGUUGCCUUUUACAUGUUCCACUGAGAAAUGAAUGGUGAAUCCUUUGCAUAUCAGGGAGAUUCAUGUGUACACUAGAACUUCUACUGAGGUUUAUGCUGAAAGGUUUGCUGAGUGAGCAUCUCUUUCAAUGGUUCAUAAGAUUCAAUAAAAUGUGGGCUUGGCUCCAACUAUUCAGAUCUAGUUUUUAGUAAGGUCCUCUUUUACUUUUGUCUAGAAAUCAUCAACCCGUCAGCAUGAUCAUGCUUUAUAUUCCAUUUUUUCCUGGCAAACAAGAGCUAACGCUACAAUGAUGCUUUCUUCCUCAUUGACUCUGGCAUUCAGAAUAAAUAGGAAUGCUGGCCAACAACCCUGCCACAAAAAUUUAUUGUCCUGUGUCCACUGUCUUUUAAAGUAUGCCUUUUCCUUAAAAAAACAAUCAUUUUUAAAAAGUGCCCAUUUUUAAUUUGUUAAAGAGGCCCAUCCAAAUCAUGCUACCCUACUGCGGUAGCCAUCAACUCCAUGGUGGUAUAAGAAAACCUAAAUGGAUGAACUGCAUGCCAAGUAAGAAUUUCAAACACUCAGAGCUCAGUUUUCUCCAGGAAUGUUUGUUUUGUAGCAAAAAAAGAGAUGAUUCCAUCUUCCUGCCUCAUAUUUGCAGCAGGCACAUGUUCUGCAUUACUAGGGGAUUUGUACCUUUAAGGAGCCUUCCAAUUUAAAGUGAACUGAGCUCAUGCUCCUCAUAUUUUGGUUUAAUCCACAAAGGGUGUAGACUUUCUUCAUGGUGGCAAAUCUUCAAUUUGCAUGUGCCCAAACUCUCCCAGCUUCUUCUUACACUAUUAUUAGAAGGCCAUUUUAAGUAGCAGCUCACUGCAGGCUGCAAUUCAUGAACAGUUUUUGUUUAUUGUUUUUGCAUAUGGUGGAUCUAUUAACUACAAAGCUAGACAUCUGUAUUCCACCCUGCCUCACUUCGUUGCCGGUCAAACUCUCCUUGUGGAAUGCAAAUUUCACUAUGAUCCAAAUUCUGAAAGCAGCUGUAGUUUUUCAAAAUCUGAAAACAGCUGGAGUUUUUUGGUUUGGUGUGUAUGUUUGCCAAUAGAGAAAUUUCACUGGUGCACCCUCAAGAAGAGCCUCAUAUAAUUUGUUAGUUACAGUCAUGCCUGGGAUGCCAAUGAGAAAGUAAAGGAACCUGGCAAUGGGAGCUCACCCUGUCAUGCUCUGUCCCAGCUCCUGCCAACCUAGCAGUUCAAAAGCACGCCAGCGCAAGCAGAUAAAUAGGUACCACUGUGGCGGGAAGAGAAACGACAUUUCCAUGCUCUCUGGUUUCUGUCACAGUGUUCCCUUGCGCCAGAAGUGGUUUAGUCAUGCUGGCCACAUGACCUGGAAAGCUGUCUGAGGACAAAUGCUGUCUCCCUCGGCCUGAAAGCAAGAUGAGCUCUGCAAACCCAUAGUCGCCUUUGACUGGACUUAACUGUCCAGGGGUCCUUUACCUUACCUUUUUUUAUAGGAACCUGGCACUUAAGAACAGAAGAGGAGCUUUGUAGGUCUACUGAGGGACCAUCUGCUAGGGACAUUAAUUGGGUGUACGUCCUGACAGGCAGGGUUUCAAAUAGAAUUCUAUUAGUGGAGCCUCACAUCUGGGUUAUUGAUUGACACCUGUUUUGAAGCUGAUACUGAUGAAAUAAAGACCACAAAUUGGGCUUUGGCAAAGAUGAUAAAACCAACCACUCUUAACAACAAAACCUAGCCAUGGUCAUGGCUGGAUUAUCUUUCAUUUGGCUCGAAGAAAGGUGCUUGAUUGCCGUGGUUGUCUUUUUCCCUUUCUGGGGGGAUUAAAUAAAUAAAUCCCACUUGUGCUCUACACAUGCAAAGCUUCUACAUUUCAGCCUGUAACCCAUAAAUCCACUUCCUGGCACCAGAAACCUGGCCCAGGCACAAUAGAAACUUAGGUCUGGCUUUUUCACUAGCUCUUGUUUACUUGGCCCGAAUUUCAGCUUUGUAAUGAGUUUCAGAUUUCAGGACAGAAGUGAACAGGUAGAUUCCACUUCCUGCCUCAUCUCAGGGGACUGGAGAAUGGUGUCCCUUUUUAUUUCAGGCCACCAGUUUAAAUCCAACCCAUGCUGCUGCUGUUUGACUCUUAUCACAUUGGCAUCCAAGAGGCAGAUUUAGGAUGCCUAGUUGCCCCUGUGAUGAACAGAAGUGACACAUCUACCCAAGAGGCAUUGAAAGAAGACCACAAGGCUCUUUUAUUUCACAUUGUUUCCCUGUAGGAGCCUGUUCCCGUGACACAAGAUGCCCGUCAAACUUCAGCUAUUCAAAUGGCUGUGACAUCUUGCAUGCCAGCUACAGUAAUACAACUUUAAUGUCCUGUUCUAUAUUUGGCACAAUGUUCUCGCUUGGGGGACUUCAACAAGUUGCAACUUUUAAAUUGCAGUUGGAAGUGGCAAGGCUUUUUUCCCACCCCACCCACUUCUAGUUAAGCAGGUCAAAAAAAUAACAAGGAUUACUUGGUGACCCAAGGUUGUAGUUCAUGCAGCUACACGAAGAAGAAAAAAUGCACCUGACUGACCUCAUGUUCAUUUCACCUGGAAAGGGAGCACUUUGUACACUAAUGGAACUAAAUGUUACAGCAGACACCAAGUCUUUUUUAGCUCCUGUAAUCCACAUUGAUGCUGCUAUAUCAGCAAGUCUGCCUAUAGCUUGUCAGAAAGUGAGAGGAAAAGUGGGGUGGCCUCACAUACUCUAGGUCUACCCACCACUGGGAUAUAGGUUCUGGCCAGUUAUGUUCCUGACAAGCAGAAAAAGGUUGUUCAUCCCUGAUCUAGAAGAUUAUUUUAUGCAAAAGAAGAGUGUCCCUUUGAAAGAGUACCUAUUAUUUGGAUUAUUAGUUCAUUCUGUCCAAAGGAACAUGGGAAUAACAACAGUUUCUUCACCAUUUUAACACGUGUGAUCCAAUAGUGAGUGAAUGUGAUGUUUACGAGGAUGGCUGCUGUGGUUGGGGAAAGGGGCCUAUUUUCUAAAAAAAUAAUCCUGAAGAUAGGAUGAGAAUUCCCUCAAAAGAGCCACUCUUCCCAGAAACAUUAAUCUGACUGACUGACUGCUGUUUAAAUUCCAUUGCCUACCCUGUCUUCACUUAAAUCCAUAUUCUUCAACAGGUUGUUUUAAAAAUAUGUUUUCCAUCUUAGAUGCUAAUGUAUUUCUGGGAGAACUGGAAUUUGACUAAUCUUUCAUUUAAAGUAGAAAUCAUUUAAUACUCAGGAUUUGGGGUCUCAGGACAUGUGUGAUAUGCUGUGCCCCUUUUUCUGUUAGAAUUAAGAUGCCACUACAUACAGAUUUGUUGGUGUGUACUGUAUAGGCUAAGGAAUGAGGGUGGCUGUGGGUUAAACCACAGAGCCUAGGGCUUGCCAAUCAGAAGGUUGGCAGUUCGAAUCCCCGCGACGGGGUGAGCUCCUGUUGCUCGGUCCAUGCUCCUGCCCACCUAGCAGUUCAAAAGCAUGCCAAAGUGCAAGUAGAUAAAUAGGUACCACUCCAGUAGGAAGGUAAACGGCAUUUCCGUGUGCUGCUCUGGUUCACCAGAAGUGGCUUAGUCAUGCUGACCACAUGACCCGGAAGCUGUACGCCGGCUCCCUCGGCCAAUAAAAUGAGAUGAGUGCCACAACCCCAGUGUCGUCCAUGACCGGACCUAAUGGUCAGGGGUCCCUUUACCUUUACCUUUUACUGUAUAGGUAAUAACAUGCAAAAAACAACAACAACCCAUUCAGGCAUUUGGGCUGGAAAACAUGUGGGCUUAAAGUUGUGAUGAAAUAUGCACCCAUACCCAACCCCUCAUGUCUCUGCAUGGGCCUGUUCCACUUCCUACCUUUCCAUACUCAGGGGAUUCUAAGUGCAUUUGGGCAAAAGUGUUUUGAAUCCUCCUUGCUCUCAGAAACCAUGAUAAUGCAUGCACACAAUUGUGGUUCUCUGUGCAUGUGAGCUAAAUGCUCAUUAUUACUGGUUUCCUCAACGUCAUUCAAAGGUCUUCCCUCAAUGCUGCGUCACUCUUUUUAAGAAUUCAUCAUUGUAUGGUCAAAAUGAAAUAUAUUCUGUCUGAGAGAUUGCCAGUACCCACCCACACACUGAGCAUUGUAAUCUUAGCCUUCAACUGUGGAAUGUAGUCGUACACAUGUUAUGGCUGAGCAUCCAUUGCGUGAUGUAACUGUGGUGGUUAUCUAUUGUUCUAUCCAGCCAGUGUAUUUUUAAUUUCUGGAUUUGAUUAAAUGAUUAACAGUGCAAUAGUGUGCGUGUCACAAGGAAGCCCCUUUGAGUUCAGUGAGACUUACCACCACCCCAAGUAAUUAUAAAUAUGCUCCAAGCCAUAAGCAGUUCUUAGUUUGAGAACUUUUCAGAAUAGAAGUCUCUUUCUCUCUCUUGUAUUUGAGGGCUGUAUUAUUUAUUUAGGCACCCUGUAAUAAAGAUGCCAUUGUUUCAGAGCCCUGGCAGAGAAAGCAGAGAGCCAAGCUUUGCCUCGACCACGUAACAAUAUUGGCCACCCCAGCAGAAGCCACCCUCCUCCUUUAUUUAUUUAUUUGCUGCUGCACACAAUGACAAAAACAGCUAACUGGCAUGCCUCUCCCUUUGUAGUGCAUGCUCACCUCUGGGGAAGGAUGAAAUGCAUGGUGCUUGCUUUAUCUCUUUGAUUGUUGACAAUGAUGUCUUUUUUAAUGUUGGUUGUUAAUUGUGCUUUUAGUGCUUGUUGUGUGCCGUCCAGAGACCUGUAGGUGCUACUCAACUGACUUGUUGCAUUAGCACAAGGAUUACCUCUAGCACAAUGGGACUUCCCCUCCUCCCAAUGCGCGGCAGCCCCUCCCCUCCCCAGAUGUGCUCCAGAGGGUUGCGGGGGGGGGGACGUCCCAGAAGAAAUUUAGGGGUUCAUGGAGUGCUGAGCUGUAAUUCUUGUGCUAAGAGGUCCCUGACAUGAUGCCAUGCUGAAUAUAACCCUGUAUCUUCUUUAUUUGCCCUGUUUUUCAUACUGUAACAUAACCCCUCUAUCAGGGGUAGGCAACCUAAGGUCCGUGGGCCAGAUGUGGCCCAAUCGCCUUCUCAGUCUGGCCUGCGGAUGGUUCGGGAAUCAGCGUGUUUUUACAUGAGUAGAAUGUGUACUUUUUUAAAAAAUGCACCUCUGGGUUAUUUGUGGGGCAUAGGAAUUCGUUCAACCCCCCCCCCCCCAAUAUAUAGUCUUGUCCCACCACAUUUUCUGAGGGACGGUGGACUGGCCCAUGGCUGAAAAAAGUUGCUGACCCCUGCCCUAUAUGUUGUGAGGGAAGGACCAUGGUUCAGUGGUUCAGCAUCUGCUUUGGAUGCAGAAGGUCCCAGCUUUAAUCGGAGGCAUCUCCAAGUAGGGCUGGGAAUGUCCCCUCUCUGAAAGCCUGGAGAUCUGCUGCCAGUCAGAGCUAGAUGGACCAAUGGUCUGACUCAGUAUAAAAUGGCUUCCUAUGUUUGUAUAUUCUCUUGUGAUCAUAGAAGAUAUUGGAUAAAACACUGGUGAAAUUCUUUUUAGCUUGCAUCUAGAAGAAGUUAGUCACACUUUAGUUCCAUUGAAAUCAGUAGGUAAACAUUUAAAUCAACGUGACUUGUCAAUGGAAAUAACUAAAUAUCCUUUGGAUCCAAUCCAUUGUUUUUCUCUCUAAUUAGAAUUUACAGGAAAAUGGCGCCUGGUCAGAAUUCAAAUAGGAAGCCCAUAAUGAUGUGAGAAUUGGAUAAGGCAGAAGUUAAGGAAGAUGGGUCAAGCAGAAAACUGAAUCUUGCUUAGAAAUGCUCAAGACCCAAGUACUCAUUAGCCAUGAGUAGAAAUGCUGUGACCUGGAGGCUGCUAAUGGAUCAUAAUGGAUCCCAGCCAGUCAAGAAACCAAGCUGGAGGCCACUCAGAGCCUGGAUGUGCAGGGUAAUGGCCAAGAAAGAUGGCUUGAGUUUUAUUUUCAAUUCUCAGCCAAUGUGGAGUAUUCUGACUGCUGGAUGAUAAUGGUUUUUUUAAACAAUCUUGUUUCGUACAUUCUCCUCAUCUGCACAAAUAAAUGCCACCGAAUACCUGCAUAAUCCUUGCAUAGUUUCAGAGGUUAUUGAUAGAUAUCAGUUGAAACAUGCAUUCUGAAGACCAAUUGAUUGUAGACACAGGAUGAUUUAAUCAAUGGAACAGUUUGUUUCAUUUGUUUGUGACUGCCAGACUCUGCACAAUGUAGAGCAAGAGAUCAGGCAGAAACACUUACGGGGAUGUUUGCAGAGUUGGGCGAUUGGAGAAAGCCAUCCAUCAUGCAACUGCUUGGGGACAAAACGGAGGUAUAAUAACCCUUCCCCACUAUUUUAAGAGAGAUUUGGAUAUCCCAGGUACAAAAUUGACACUUGGAGAUUUUUUUUGGUGUGUAAAUACACGUGUGUCUGUGUAUUCAUUCAAAAGUACAGUUUAUAACAAUAAAAAAUACACUUGGAGACUUCUGACUCCCAAUGAAAAUCAAUGAAUUUAGCUGAUUGCAGUCCUGUACAUACCUCCAUAGAAGUAGUCCCCAUUUAGUUCAAUGAGACUUACUAUAAGGAAAGAGGGUAUAGGAGUACCGCUCCAGAGAGAAGCUGCCUUUUUGGUUUGGAAUGUGCCCUGUCUCCUAAAUCCCAUGUAGGACUGGUUCAGGGACUUUUGCCACUGUCGGUGGGACAGGACUCUCUCCCUCCCCCCUUGUGAUAUCAGAGGAUUCUGAAGCACAGCUUCAUUAGAUACCAGACGUGCCAGAAGCAGUGUAAUAGUAGAAGAGGACAGGAAUGUGUUUCCUUAAGCUGCUGGUGAGGUCAGGGAAGCUCAGUCUAGGUGGUUAGGUCUAAAAUGCUGAAUAAAGAAUUGGUAGAGCCAAGAUAGGUAAGAGUCUGUAAGAGUCUAGACACAGGCUUCUAACACAGCCAACAGCCCUAGGAUUCUGCUAAUCCAGAUGGCUGUUCCCUAACAGUUGGGGAACCUGUGGCCCUCCAGAUGUUGGACUGCAGUCCCCAGUGUGGGUAGACUCAUAAUCUGGUGACCCGGGUUUGCGUCUCCGCUCCUCCACAUGCAGCUGCUGGGUGACCUUGGGCUAGUCACACUUCUAUGAAGUCUCUCAGCCCCACUCACCUCACAGAGUGUUUGUUGUGGAGGAGGAAGGGAAAGGAGACUGCUUCAGGUAGUGAUAAAGCAGGAUAUCAAAUCCAGACUCUUCUUCUUCUUCAUCAUCAUCACCGGGAGUUGGCCCGGGCCUAGAUGGUUGAACUGGCUCUGACCACCAGGUCCAAACAUCUGUUUCCAGCUCAUUCAUCCUUCCUGGACAUUAAUAUUACUGGUUAUCAUAUUACAACUUUACUUUUACAGUGGUACCUCGGGUUAAGAACUUAAUUCGUUCUGGAGGUCUGUUCUUAACCUGGAACUGUUCUUAACCUGAAGCACCACUUUAGCUAAUGGGGCCUCCUGCUGCCACUGCGCCGCCACCACGCGAUUUCUGUUCUCAUCCUGAAGCAAAGUUCUUAACCCGAGGUACUAUAUCUUGGUUGGCAGAGUCUGUAACCUGAAGUGUCUGUAACCUGAAGCGUCUGUAACCCGAGGUACCACUGUAUUUCUAUCUAUUCUCCUUCACUGUUGCACAGCAUUACAAUGUCUGUAAGUUAUUAUAGUGACAGACAGCUCCAGAAACCAAAGCAGAAAGACCCAGUUAAAGGUUUUACACUGACCUUAGUUAAGGAUGGGCACAAGGAAGGCAAUGCAACUCAUCCUGCACUGCAGUCCUGAUGAAUGUGGCUCACGGCUAAAAACUAACAAAUUUCCAUGCCUUGGUUUCGUUAGCUCUGUCGUAGGGGUGGAUUUUAUUAAGAGCAGAGCAGUGGAGUGUAUUGCUAGAGGAAAUGCACUGUUUAAGCAGAGACCCGGCUUGUAAAAAGGUUCACUUUUCAUGAGUUCAGUUUCAAAUCAGAGGGAAGGCAAAAGGCUCUGAGUUUAUGGUAGUUUAUGUCUGUGAAAAUGAUGGUGUAGACUAAGAAACUGACAUAUGCACAUUUUCCCUUGCUUGGGCCUCUUGGGCAGUAAUGAUAGAGGAUAUUUUUCUGCUUCACCACAACUCAUUAUAUUUAUACACAUUAUAUUAUACAAACACACACACAUCUGCUGGAAAAUUGCUAUUCUGCCCAGACCAAGAUCACAGUAUCCCAUUUCUUGUAUUGCCAGCUAUGGCCAGAUUGCAGUCUUUAACAGGAUCUCAUUUACCCCUUAGCUUCAGGCAGCUCAGAUAAAGCCCAGAAAGACAGGUUGUAAUCCAAUAUCUUGUUUGAGACUUCAAAUGCGCUGAGAGAUGCUGAUCACCAAAGUUUGCUGGAGGGUUCAGAGGGUAAUUGUCAGUUAAACCUGUGUUUGCUGCGAGAAAAACAGUGUUAACUUACAGUGGAAUGAUGGCUUGACUCUGGGCUUGUCCACACUGAACUUUACCAUGCAUCUGAGGCUGUCUGAGUCCAAGGUUUUUGGGCAUCCAUGCUUUUGGUGACUAAAUUUGGAUUUCCUCAGACCUUGAAAAAUCCAAAAAGUAAAGCAAAACCCAAAGUAAAUCUGCUGCUAUACAGACUGUGGCUGUUUGCAUUCUAGUCAGUCUAUCAACAGUUUGCACCUGGUCAGCUGAUGGUAAAGUCACAGUGAAAUAUACUCAGAGUCGCAUAGUGAUUUCAUGCUCUUUAUUGCAUCUCAUAAACAGUGAAUUCCUCCCCAGAACCUCAGGCUUUAUAUACAUUAUUUACACAAUGGGUCCCAUGUGAUUGGCUGACUCUGCUUCCCUCCUAGAGCCUGAUUGGGCUGCUCCUGCAGGCCAACCCAGUUGUUGCAUUCUAGGAUCCUAGCUCAGUACAUAACACACAGUCUUCCUCAGACUCCGAAGGCCUUCUGGUGGUUCCCUCACUGUGAGAAGUGAGGUUACAGGGAACCAGGCAGAAGGCCUUCUCGGUAGUGGCGUCCACCUUGUGGAAUGCCCUCCCAUCAGAUGUCAAUGAAAUAAACAACUACAGUGGUACCUCGGGUUAACAACUUAAUUCGUUCUGGAGGUCCGUUCUUAACCUGAAACUGUUCUUAACCUGAGGUACCACUUUAGCUAAUGGGGCCUCCCACUGCCACUGCACUGCCACCGAGCGAUUUCUGUUCUCAUCCUGAAGCAAAGUUCUUAACCUGAUGUACUAUUUCUGUGUUAGUGGUGUCUGUAACCUGAAGCGUCUGUAACCCGAGGUACCACUGUAUCUGACUUUUGCAAAACAUCUGAAGGCAGCUCUGUUUAGGGAAGUUUUUAAUGUUUGAUCUUUUAUCGUGUUUUUAAUAUUCUGUUAGGAGCCUUGCCAAAGUGCACUUCUGUGCAUGCACGGCGAAAUGCGGAAGUAUACACUUCCAGGUUUGCCGCAUUCGUAACCUGAACUUUACGUAUCAAGGGCAGUAUGUAACUAGAGGGUCCACUGUAUUGUCAUUGUUUAGGAGCCCCCCCUUAGUUCUGUAAAUUUAAGUUGCCUUAAACUGUUUUUAACAUUGUGUUUUAAUUGCUAUAAUGUGACCUGGGACCAGGGGAUGAAGGAUGAGUAAUAAAUUGUCGUAAUAACAAUAGCUAGGAGAAAAUCAGCUGUGGAGGUGGAAUGCAAGGGAGAAGUGCUGGGUGGCUAUUGUGAAUGGGAGGCUUAAUCCACUGCUUUUUGAGAGACACUGGGUUCUGUUAGCUUGAAGCGAUGGUUUAAUUAGAAUGCUAACAUCUGUAAAUAAUAAACAAGGGAGAGGGAGACAUUUGUUUGAGUAUAGUAUAGAGAUUAUUGUAUUACUAAAAGAAGAGGGUUAAGUCCGGCAUAGGCAAACUUGGCCCUCUAGAUGUUUUGGGACUACAACUCCCAUCAUCCCUAGCUAACAGGACCAGUGGUCAGGGAUGAUGGGAGUUGUAGUCCCAAAACAUCUGGAGGGCCGAGUUUGCCUAUGCCUGGGUUAAGCACUCACCAUCACUAUCAGUUUCCUUCCACAUGUUAUACCCAGAUUUCUGUAGUUAGGUUUCCCCUGAAUGUCCAGCCUGGCCCAGAAGGUGGUGCCUUCCCCACAGAUUUUUUUUUUUGCUUAUAAAUCAGGUGCCAACCCUGUAGGCGAAUGGAAUCUGAAGAAUUUAGUUUAAUAUUUACCUUAGCCAUUUGUACUUUGAUAAGCAAUGGGUCAUUCACAGCUGGGUACAAGACAUAACACUGGUAGGCUAGUCGUGAUGUUUGCUUUACAUUUCACAUGCUUAUUGAUCGCAUUCUUUUGAGGACGGCUGGAUUUUGAAAAAAAGAUUAAUGGCAGGUGGUGGUGGUUGUCUCACAUUUCUGAGAAGCCAUUGGGAAAAGGCCUGCUCAGUACCUAGAUUACUGAUAUGAAACACAUAAAUUAACUACAAAUUAGAUUCUCUCGCCAGCUGCAAGACAAUGGACCAAGCAGGCAAUCACUUCAGGGCAUGCCCCAACAACAUCUUAUAACCCCAAAGAUGUUUCUAAAUGUGCUGCUCUGUUUUUGAUUUUUAGGGUUUUGUUGCUGUUUUGUUUGAUAGCGCAUUACAUUGUAUUAUAUUGUAGCUUGUCAGUUUCAUUGUUAUAAAUAUUGUAUUUUUUUGUAAACCUCUUGGAGGCUGUUUUAAGGAUUAAGCGAUAUACAAAUAUAUUAAAUAGGCAAAUAAAAAUGAACCCCAUAAGGCAUUGCAGAAUAAAAUGAGCAGAGAGUGAGAGGCUGGUGGUUGUCUGAGGACUUUAAGAAAAAGGCCCUGGUCAGAACACAGGAAGAGCCCCAGGCAGAUCAAGCUAAAGGCCAACCAGCGCUGGAGGCAGUAAACGUCUGAAAACCAGUUACUGGGAACAAAAGGAGGGGAGAGUGCUUUUGCCUUCAGGUACUCCAUGUAGGCAGUGGUGGACGUUGGGCUCUCAAAUUUCAGUGGCACCCUGUGUCACCGCUGCCUGCAAGGAGAACCUGAAGGCAAUAGCACUCUCCUCUCCUGUUGUUACCAGUAACUGGUUUUCAGAGAUGAAAUGCUCAGAGCAGUGUGAUGCAGUGGACUAUGCCUCUGAAUACCAGUUUCUGAGAAUCUGUACUGGUUGUGGGCUUCCUGUGGGCCUCUGAUUGGUCCUUGUGAGAACAGAAUGCUGGACUAGAUAGCCCACUGGCCUGAUGCAGCAGAGCUCUUAGGUUCUUCUGAAAGAUGGUUGGCUUUAGACUAAAGGUAAAGGGACCCUGACCAUUAGGUCCAGUCGUGACCGACUCUGGGGUUGCGGCGCUCAUCUCGCUUUAUUGGCCGAGGGAGCCGGCGUACAGCUUCCAGGUCAUGUGGCCAGCAUGACUAAGCCGCUUCUGGCGAACCAGAGCAGCGCACAGAAACGCCGUUUACCUUCCCGCCAGAGUAGUACCUAUUUAUCUACUUGCACUUUGAUGUGCUUUCGAACUGCUAGGUUGGCAGGAGCAGGGACCGAGCAACAGGAGCUCACCCCGUCACGGGGAUUCGAACCGCCAACCUUCUGAUCAGCAAGUCCUAGGCUCUGUGGUUUAACCCACAGCGCCACCUGCGUCCCACUGGCUUCAGACUAGGAGGACAUAAAUUGCAAACCCUGCUUAGCCAUGAUGUUCAUGAAGAAACAUUGUGCUGGUCAUAUAAAGCAGUACAACUAUCUCAUCCUAGCCUAUGUUUCAGGAUUAUUAUGGGGAAAUAAAACCAUGGCCCUUUUAAAGGUGAUGGCUGAUUUUCUUCUUGCUUUCCACCAUCCAGCCCCCUGCAAUGGCAGCGUGUAUUAAAGCACUUGGCUCCAUUUGCUAUUUCUCUGGCCUCUGAUAAUCACUUAGUUUAAUGUAAUCCCCACCCCCACCCCUGGCAGAGAAUUACAAUCACAACACCAAGUGCCUUCCCUUCAAUAUGCUUUGAGUUAUCCCAGCAGUCUGCAAUAUGAGAUUGCCAGGACAUUUCUGGAAAGUAGCAUUGUGGCUGUUUUUAGCCACAAAACAGUUUCUGAAAAUAAAAGUGUCACUUUAGACAUGAGCUGGAUUUUCAGCAAAUGAAUGUGUUCCUUUCUUCCAGAUGCAAAAGGUGCUUUGGCUGUGUGUAGUUAUUGCUAGCUUUUCAAAACGCAUGGAGACUGAAGCUGCUGGUUUCAUCACUUUGCUUGGGAAUGUAAAAAGCUUUUCUCAAUAUGUGUUUUCUCUUCCAGACGUUUACACAUAAAGAGUAAUGUUUUGGCAUUGUUUGAGGAUUUGCAGAGGCCAGGGGGAAAACUUAAGUGUGAUCCAUGCUCUUUGUGCAGAUAAAAGAGUGCAUUUUUUUUUAUCUCACAUAGAUUUCAAAACUAUCUCGCACAUUAAAAUCAGUGGAACUUACAAAUGCUUAGGCUGGACAAUGCAUGGGACUAAGUCCGACUGAAUUCACUGGGGCUUAUUUCUCAAUAAACAAGUACGGGAUUGGCUUGUUGGUUUACAUCCCAUCAUAUAUUCAGAAUGGCCUUGACAUAAACAUUGCAUUCACCACUUGGGGUUAGAGGAAGUCCUGUUGAUGUGUGUAAUAGAUGCAAAAUUUACUCAGGGUCCUCCCUCCUGCUUGGGCCUUUGUAGUUUAGUUUACAAUUCCAAGUGACAUCAUUUUACAAUUCCAAGUGACAUCAUUAAUUUAGAAGGUUUUCCAACCACUGGGUGUUAUUCUAUGGGAAUGCAUCUCAAACAACCUCCAAUUAAUGGGGUUAAUUUUCCAUCCAAAUCUAAAAAGUCUGUAGAAUAGUGGGGAGGGAGUUUAGUAGAAUAUAUAUAUAUAUAAACAGGCCAGGUUUUCUAUAGACUUGCUUACUCAGGCUAUGACUAUUAAAAACAUUUAAAGAGAGCUACUUAAUGUCAAAUUGACUGUUGCUUUAUUAAGCUCUUGGAAUGAACUCGAUGGCAGCCAAGAAGGUAUUACAUGGUCGUUUGUAAAUCAAAGGUGCUAUGGGAUUUUCACAAGGUGUGUGCUUGAAUUUCUCUGUUCCUUGUUUGGAUUUCUCAGCUUCUCUAGAAAUGAAGAGUUACCUAAAUGUCAAAUAGGUUGUUCUGAUUUAGAAGCCCAGUUAAGUCCCACUUUGCACCAUAGUGGGUGUCAUUCAAGUAAGCAUUUCUCAGAGUAAAGGUAAAGGACCCCUGACCGUUGAAUCCAUCUUGCUUUACUGGCCGAGGGAGCCGGCGUACAGCUUCCGGGUCAUGUGGCCAGCAUGACUAAGCCGCUUCUGGCGAACUAGAGCAGUGCACAGAAACACUGUUUACCUUCCCACCAGAGUGGUACCUAUUUAUCUACUUGCACUUUGACGUGCUUUUGAACUGCUAGGUUGGCAGGAGCAGGGACCGAGCAAUGGGAGCUCACCCCGUCACAGGGAUUCGAACCACCGACUGAAAUUAAUGAACAUGACUUAGUUACACCCAUUCAUUUCGAUAGGUCUGCUCUGAGUAAAACUUUGUUGAAUACCAGCCAAGGAUCUGGUUUUUAUCCCCAAAGAACCCAUUGAAAACCCUUCCCCCUAUCAAUGGCACCCUUGGUCCUCUUUGUUCUUUUCUUAGGAGCUGCCUCACUUGUUUGCUAUGUCUUGUAAAAACGUAGCUCCACUUUAUAAAUUAACUUAUUGUAAUGACUUCCCCCCCCCCCCACCUCCGUCUGCGCUGCACUUUGGCUGCUUUCCACAUUCCCCUUGGCUCAAAAUGAUUGAUAGUGAAACUGUCCUUGAAGCAGUGCAGGAAUGCUAAGCUUUUUUGUUCGAAGCCUGGUCUCCUCCAGUGAAAUACCUUCUUUCGGUCUCUCUGUUCCGUUGAAAAUCAUAUCCUUAUGGAGGAAUGAAUUUAGCAGGUUUCCCAACCACUGGGUGUUAUCCUCUGGGAAUGCAUCUCCAACAACCUCCAAUUAAUGGGGUUGAUUUGGCAUCAUUUGGGCCACAGAUCUGGCAAAGGGAUGACCAGUGUGACCUUGCACGUUAGAAUCAGAAUCCCCAUGAAAUUCCUAUGAAGUAAGGAGCGAUGGGUGGAUGUGUCCCUCAUAGUUUUUCUCCUCUCCAAAUCGUAUACUCUUAGAAUUGGGAAGGACCCUCAAGCAUCAUCUAGUCCAACUCCUUGCAAUGCAAGAAUCGCAACUAAAGAAUCCCUGAUAGAUGACCAUCCAGCCUCUCCAACAAAGGAGGUUUGAAAACUUCGACUGCAGGCCUCAGUCUGGUGGCAUGUUAAACACCAAUUUUGGGUGCACAGUUCUGUGACCACUGACGUAUGUUACAUGCUGCUGAGGAGCAUCUGAUGCCUUGCUUUGAGGUCCUUAUUGUGACGAGGUGCUUACAGAGGGUUCUGAUUAUUUAUGGCAGCAGGCAUAUCAAGUUGUUAAUAGCAGAAGGCACUGUAGCUGCCAAAUGUUGCCUGUUCCAGCCCUAUAAAAGUGGACUAGUUUUUAAAACCUUUGGCAGAUUUACACUCUAGUAGCUGCCAUGUCAUAUUUCUAAUAAUGGAGCAUCUGUGGGCUGCUGCUUGCCUUUUCCAUUACUGUCUGAAUAGUUGCACUUGGUUUGGUGUGUUUUGCAGGGCCAAAAGUAUUUGCCUGUCAUUAUGAUGUAUAGUGCACAACCAACAAAGCAGUUUAUCAUCAAUAUGGAUGAUGUCUCUGGUAUUUCAUUCUGGUGUUCCUUCCUUCCAUAAUCUGGAGGAAGAGCUUCCAGACUAUAUUUUAAAUAAUAAUGAUGAUGAUGAUAAUGAUGAUGAUAAUAAUAGAGAACAUUAAGUGACUAAAUCAAUGUGGCCUUUCAUCCCAGCAGCUAACCAAGCACAAAUCUAUAACUACUUAGGUUUUUGAUGAGGCAAUGGAGACAAUUAGAGAAUGAUUUUCUCUUGUACUAUAAACUAGGUGUUGGAUUGAUGUGUGUAAUUGCGUUAGAAAUUAUUUAGUCAGCAUGCAUUUAUGAGCCUGGCACCCUGGGCCCAAAAAAAGCUGCAGGAAAAUAAGUUUCAUUGCCACCGAAACUGCUGCAUAAUCCUUUAAAACAUAAAUAUUUGGCUGCCCUCUUGUUUGCCAUGGAAAAAAGAACAUUCCAGUCUUGCAAUGUGCAAUUUAUAUUGACAUAUAAAUGUGUACUUUAUACUUUCAUUGUUUAGAAAACGUUGCAUAGGUGGUAUCUAACAACAGGAAGAUUAGACAGAAUCUAGACAGUUUAAGUGAUCAUUGCUAGUGAUGUUGAGCUUCUGUAGUAACUCUAUUGCACGUUUUAUGGGCAUGCCUCAAAUUACUAAAACUCUACAUUCAUGGAAAUACUGUAGGUCAUGAUUUACUGGGAAAUUGUUUGGUGCCCAGGGUAAUUUUUGAGGUAACAGGGAAGUUCUUGAGAUAACAGCUCAUUGCUAAUUGCAGAUUGGAUGGCUGUUUAGAUUCAGAAAACAAAACCCUCUAUUCUUUGGGUGUAUGGAUACCAAGGGUAUGGAACAUAGAUUAUAUGACAAACUUGACAGCUAUGGUAAGUGUCAGAGGGUAACUUCCAAUGAUGUCUUCCUGCUUGUGCAAUAGAAACCCAGCUUAGCAAAGGGAAUUUUGGCCUGUCGUAGGGAGAAGGAGAGGAAGAAGCAGCAGCCCUGUUGCACAAGCAGAUGCCCUCUCACCUCUUUGUUGGAUCUCAUGCAGAGAAGGAAAGCAGCAUGGUCAUACACUUAGAGGCAGAGUUCAUUUGUACCUAACACUUACCUAACCCAUGACGUAGCACAGAUGAGCAAAUGCAUGGACUUCUGGGGAGAAGUUCGUGGCUACUUUGCUCCUUCUCUGGUCCUUCUGCUGCUGUGCAGUGCUUAGUGUAGUUUGGCUUAGUGUAUCAACUGAAUCCAAAUGUGUGGUGUAGCUCUCUCCAGGCAAACCAUGAACUGUGAACCAUAGGGCAAACCUUAGUUAAAGCUUGUGGUUUGCUUGGAGAGAACUAAACCGUGAGCCUUGCUUCAGAUGACCUGCUAAACCAAACCAUGGCUUUGUUCAGCACAGUAGCAGAACAGCUGGAGAAGGAACAAAGCAGCUGUGAUCUCCUCUGGUACCCACAUGUUUGCUCAUUUGCACUAAGCCAUGGUUUGGCUUAGCGUUCCAUGCAAACUGGAACAUUAUGCAUUGGAACAAAGAAGUUCAAGGCACUAUAAUAAAUUCAUUUACUUACUGGAGAACAUAUAGUUCAAACAUGACUUACGUUAAGACUGAGAUUAAUACAAUAUGUCAGAAUAUGUAAAUAGAGUGAGUGAUAUUUAUUAAAUUAUUCAUCAUGGAAGUUAUGCUAAGUUAUAAACUGUUUUGUGCUUUAUUAACUAGGAAAUAUGCAUUUUACAAUUUUCAUUAUCAAUGUGCCUUAUUGGUCACAAGACACAAAUUACAAUUUGGACUCUGUGGCUCCUUCCAUCUUGUGUUACUUUGUAACCAGUGAUAUUUGCUUUUAAUCACACUUCUUAUAUUUUGGGUGGAAAAAACCUUGAUGACAGGCAGCCAAGAUGCCUUUACCAGAUUAAACAGAUAUACAAACACCCAAUCUAGAAGAUAUCCUUAGAACAUGCCAGCACAAACAUACAAUUAUCCUCCUUUGAGAUAACAUGUUAUGUUUCAGCAGACUGGCUAAGCAGUGUUGACCAUGAGACCAUAAAUAUAACUUGAAAGGGGUUUAAUAAAAGUAUUGAGGACUGGAUUCCACUGUCCCAGGAAUUUUGGCCAGAAUCAAACCAGUUGCUUUAAAUGCACUGAUAGUCUAGGGGUUCAUGCAUUCAUUCAUUCAUUCAUUCCCUUUGACUGGCAGUUUCCAACAGUUUCAGAAGAUGUUUGCUAUGUGGCAUAUGGAUGUGGUGGUGACCUCUCCAAAGUUCAUUUUGGCACACGAAACUAGCUGCAAUGUUCUUUGGGUCCAGGUGCUUGUUUACAGACCAGAUAAUUUCCUGCUGUGAAAGUGAAAGCAUUUCUUGUGUACCAUCAAGGACCUCUCCAGUUAUCUGCUGACAUCGGCAACAAAACUACUUCUGAUAAUGUAUUUUGUGAUGGCCAUUACCACUACUUUUUUGGUCAUAGACCAAAUGGAGCAAACAGCACGCAGACCUAGUGGUGGGAGGAAAGAAUCCUUAAAUAAGAGGCACGGGGGAAUGAUUAAUGGACUUCAAUGUCUGUACACUAAUGCGCAAAGCAUGGGAAAUAAACAAGAUGCGCUUGAGCUCUUGGUACAGCAAACUAAAUAUGACAUAAUAGGCAUCACUGAAACCUGGUGGGAUAAGUCCCACGAUUGGAAUGUAAUAAUGGGGGGAUACAAUCUAUUUCAGAGAAACAGACCAGACAAGAAAGGAGGAGGAGUGGCGUUAUAUGUCAGGGAUGUGUACACCUGUGAAGAGAUUCAGGAUAUAGAACCUCAAAGCCAAAGUGAGAGCAUUUGGGUCAAAAUUAAGGGAGAGAAGAAUAACAGUGACCUCAUUGUGGGAGUUUACUGUAGAUCCUCAAGCCAAACGGAGGACAUAGAUGAUGCCUUCCUGGAACAGAUGGCCAAGCAUACAAAAGGAAGGGAGAUAGUAGUAAUGGGGGACUUCAAUUACCCGGAUAUUUGUUGGAUGUCAAACUCAGCCAAGAGCAUAAGGUCAAACAGAUUCCUCACUGGCCUUGCAGACAACUUCAUUGUCCAGAAAGUGGGAGAAGCAACAAGAAGAACAGCCAUUUUAGAUCUGGUCCUAACCAAUGUUGAUGACCUGGUUAGUGGGGUAGAAGUGGAAGGAUCAUUAGGCGCGAGUGAUCAUGCUCUUCUGAAGUUUACUAUACAGCGGAAAGGAGCAGCCAAGCAUACUAGGACUCAAUUUCUUGACUUUAAGAAAGCCGACUUCAUAAAACUUAGGGAAGUGCUGGGUGAGAUCCCAUGGACAGUAAUACUAAAAGGAAAGGGAGUUCAUGAUGGCUGGGAGUUUGUUAAGAGGGAGAUAGUAAAAGCACAACGUCAGGCAAUACCAAUGAGACGGAAACAUGGAAGGUGCCUAAAGAAGCCAGGGUGGCUAUCUAAAGAACUUUUAACUGAGUUAAGAUUAAAAAGGAUGUGUACAAAAAUGGAAAAGGGGGAAACCACCAAAGAGGAAUUCAAACAAAUAGCCAGCACGUGUAGACACAAAGUCAGAAAAGCUAAAGCACAGAAUGAACUCAGGCUUGCUAGGGAGGUUAAAAGCAACAAAAAAGGCUUUUAUGGGUAUGUUCGUAGCAAAAGGAAGAACAAAGAAACAGUGGGGUCACUCAGAGGAGAAGAUGGUGAAAUGCAAACGGGACACAGAAAGGGCUGAACUCCUCAAUGCCUUCUUUGCCUCAGUCUUCUCCGAUAAAGAAAACAAUGCCCGACCUGAAGAAUUUGGAGCAAAUGAUUCAGCAAAGGAAACACAGCCCAGAAUAACUAAGGAGAUAGUACAAGAAUACUUGGCUAGUUUAGAUGUAUUCAAGUCUCCAGGGCCAGAUGAACUGCAUCCAAGAGUAUUAAAAGAACUGGCAGAUGUGAUCUCAGAACCACUGACAGUCAUCUUUGAGAAUUCCUGGAGAACAGGCGAAGUCCCGGGCAGACUGGAGGAGGGCAAAUGUUGUCCCUAUUUUCAAAAAGGGGAAAAGAGAGGACCCAAAUAAUUACCGCCCAGUCAGUCUGACAUCAAUACCAGGGAAGAUUCUGGAGCAGAUCAUUAAGGAAACAGUCUGUGAGCACCUAGAAAGGAAUGCUGUGAUCACCAAUAGUCAGCAUGGAUUUCUGAAAAAUAAGUCAUGUCAGACUAACCUGAUCUCAUUUUUUUGACAGAAUUACAAGCCUGGUAGAUGAAGGGAACGCAGUGGAUGUAGCCUACCUUGAUUUCAGCAAGGCAUUUGACAAGGUGCCCCAUGAUAUUCUUGUAAAGAAGCUGGUAAAAUGCGGUCUUGACUAUGCUACCACUCAGUGGAUUUGUAACUGGCUGACUGACCGAACCCAAAGGGUGCUCAUCAAUGGUUCCUCUUCAUCCUGGAGAAGAGUGACUAGUGGGGUGCCACAGGGUUCUGUCUUGGGCCCAGUCUUAUUCAACAUCUUUAUCAACGACUUGGAUGAUGGACUCAAGGGCAUCCUGAUCAAAUUUGCAGAUGACACCAAACUGGGAGGGGUGGCUAACACCCCAGAGGACAGGAUCACACUUCAAAACGACCUUGACAGAUUAGAGAACUGGGCCAAAACAAACAAGAUGAAUUUUAACAGGGAGAAAUGUAAAGUAUUGCACUUGGGCAAAAAAAUGAGAGGCACAAAUACAAGAUGGGUGACACCUGGCUUGAGAGCAGUACAUGUGAAAAGGAUCUAGGAGUCUUGGUUGACCACAAACUUGACAUGAGCCAACAGUGUGACGCGGCAGCUAAAAAAAGCCAAUGCAAUUCUGGGCCUCAUCAAUAGGAGUAUAGCAUCUAGAUCAAGGGAAGUAAUAGUGCCACUGUAUUCUGCUCUGGUCAGACCUCACCUGGAGUACGGUGUCCAGUUCUGGGCACCACAGUUCAAGAAGGACACUGACAAACUGGAACGUGUCCAGAGGAGGGCAACCAAAAUGAUCAAAGGCCUGGAAACGAUGCCUUAUGAGGAACGGCUAAGGGAGCUGGGCAUGUUUAGCCUGGAGAAGAGGAGGUUAAGGGGUGAUAUGAUAGCCAUGUUCAAAUACAUAAAAGGAUGUCACAUAGAGGAGGGAGAAAGGUUGUUUUCUGCUGCUCCAGAGAAGCGGACACGGAGCAAUGGAUCCAAACUACAAGAAAGAAGAUUCCACCUAAACAUUAGGAAGAACUUCCUGACAGUAAGAGCUGUUCGACAGUGGAAUUUGCUGCCAAGGAGUGUGGUGGAGUCUCCUUCUUUGGAGGUCUUUAAGCAGAGGCUUGACAACCAUAUGUCAGGAGUGCUCUGAUGGUGUUUCCUGCUUGGCAGGGGGUUGGACUCGAUGGCCCUUGUGGUCUCUUCCAACUCUAUGAUUCUAUUUCCCUGGUCACUUUAUUUCUCUGGACUAACGUAAUUUAAAAAUGUUUUGGGUUGUUGUGUUGUUGUUGUUUUGGACACUCGCCAGCUUGCUAAAACCAUGGACAUAAAAUGCCAGGAAGUUGUCUUAGCAUUAUUGUUCUCCCAUCUUGCCAAUGCAGACAGAAUUCUGCUUCGUGGGGCAGGGGGAAAUCAGACUUCAGACAGUCUAGGACUGGAUCCAGACACAUCAAAGAAGUGAUUUAGUUAAAUGAGUUGUAAACUUCACACAGGGAAGUCCUGUUGGAAAGCAGGACUCCACAGCGCCAUCUGGUGUUAUAUGGUUAUAACGCAUAUAAAGCGAUUUAUCUUUACAAAUGUAGCUGAGUCCUAAGAAAGGCUUUUGAAAGGUAUAUAAUGAUUUCAAAAUGUCAUCAUGGAAAUUUGUAGCAAUUGGUUUUUGUCUAAACAUGAUUGAUCUAGCAGGACCUUUCGGUAUUAGUAUUUGACAUAUAUUUUGAGCUAUUUAUAGAAUUCUAGAGAAACAAAGGAUAACAUUACUUCUUAGGUUUGUCAAGACAUUUGUAUUAAUAUGUGCCCACAUUUCACAGAUAAAUUUGAAAGGAUCACACACACUUAAAAUGCAGGCUUUGGCCAAAAUAGGAGGGACACUGCAUUUCUAUCAGUAAGUUCUGGGCACAGCCAAGGACUUCUAAGUUUUAUUUCAGUUGAACAAGUGAGCAUGUGUUUCACCAAUUCUCAUUGAAAUCAUUCUGAUUUUAACAUGUUAAAUUUUGACUGAAUGGUGCCCUCCUUUGGAAAACUCUGGCCCUUCUUAUUUAUUUUUACAACUAACUGAAGAAAUUGGGCCAGUUCAGAUAAAACAAUCUUGGCAUAAUUUAUUUAUGAAACAAAAAAUGAGCAUUGUGCCCUUCUCUCCUUCCAUUGUGUGCUGGUUUAGGUGCUUGUCUAAUGAUUUGUGCCCUGUUAUACAGAAACCAGGAAAUUCUGCCCACUAACCAGGAUAUGAAAACUAGAAUUGGAUCAGAUUCUGUGUUUGUUCUUAGUUUAAUAAACCAUGGUUUAUUGAGCCAAGAUCAUUACUUCUGAACCUGGCCCACUAUUUGAAGUUUGAAAAGUGAACCUUUGGACCUUUAUGAAAAAAAUGCAGCAAUCUUUGCCAGGUCUUCAAAAGUUUUGCUUUUUAUAUAAAUCCUUGUCUCGAUGUGAUAAUGUAGCUAAAUAUUAACACAGCACCACUUUGUUUGGUAGAUGUGAUCUUCAACUCAGAUGCACUGCAAAUAGUUUCCCCAAAGCUUUGCACAAUUAUAAAAACUUCAUAUUUUGUGAGAAUCAAGAUGCCAUCAAAUCUUAUGUUUAUAAAACAAAAAUGUAAAUUACAUUGUUCAAAUUAUAAGCACCCAAGAAGCAUAGUGUUCACUAUUCUCAUGCCUGAAGAUACUGGCAAACACUCAGUGAAGGUACGUAUAAUAUAUCCAAACAGAAUGAGGGAAGCUGUCUUGUUUGUAGUGAUAUAUAAUCUGAUACACCUUUUUUGGCUAAGGAACAGGACAAGUUAUUUAUGAAAUGCAAGUGUUCACAGCAAUGACAAAUUAGGGCGGCUAAUUAGCAAGUGAAUCCAUAUUCAAGCCUGAGAAAGUCCAGAUGUGGAAUCAGUUGGGGCAGAGGCAGCUAACAUAAGAGUACAGAAGAUUCCUAGUGACUCACAGUUGAACUCAGGGUCAAACUCCAAAAUGAAAAAAACAUGGUUGGGAUGGUAAGGAAGCAGACAGUAAUGGAGGAAGAACUGGGAACUCAUGGACAGAGACAGGAUCUACGAAAGCAACAUACCAUUUUUUAGUUUUUUGGGCCAGAGGAGGGUUUCUGUAAGAAACUUUAAGUGUACAGAGACAGCAUUGAAAGUCAAUGUGAAUGUUACAUGGUGAGAAGAAGGACAAGUGAAACCUGUUUCACCUUUUAUGUGAUUCCUGCUUCUAUUAGAUAUUUGAAUUGGCUCUUGUGAUCAACCAAUCAAAUGCUUAUGGGUGGGGCUACUGGGGGUGGCCCGUGAAUCUAAUUGGGCUAUGUAGUAGUAAGACGGCAGUAAGCAACAUUGAUGUGUUUCAAUUACCUCUUUUCUUUCCUAGGAUCAUCUCUCCAUUCAUGAAGUGUGAUGAUGACAUGUGAAAAUAUCUGCAAUAAAAUAUGAUUACUCAUGGCCAUAAAAUUAAAGACCUCUUAAUAUUAUGUCAGUUUCUUACUUGGAAGAACAGACUGAUUAGUGAAAGAGAAUAUGUCUUCUGUUGAGAGUGAAAUAUCAAGAUGGAACCUCAGGCACAUCAAAAGAAUAGCUGACCUCUUGGCGCCAGUGGCCUCACCUAGCGAUGCUAACAGGUUUUCACCAGAUAAAUCCAUCAGUGGCAUAGACCGGUGCUCACACAUUCCUGGAAAAGCAGACUCUGCUUAUAGUUCUUUCUCGGGUGGCUCAAAUAUCCCAGAGUGUCCUGUCCUAUUUUGCUAUAAUGAGCAUGAUUCUCUGCCUCUAGAGCAGCUAUCAUAUAUGGACUCAGGAUAUGUUAGAGGCAUUUAUAAUCCCAGUGCAAUAAAUCCAGCAUUUAGACAGAUGUAUGAAGACAGGGCAGCGGGCAGCCACUAUAUAUUGGAAAAUUCUGGCCUUGGCAAGCCAUGUGGAAGCACUUCUGCCCAUGGGAUGCCAUACCAACCAUCACCACAAUUGGCUAGAUUUCCAUCUCCUCACCCACCAUCCCCACCAACUCGAGUUGAUAGCUAUAAAACAAACAGAAAUGUAGAUCCUGGAAUUUGCUUUGACCCCAGUAUGCAAGCAGAUGUGUGCAUUCAAGAUACCGACUCUCCAGCAAACUAUCACAAUGAUUACUGGCUCUCUAGAUGGGAGGAUGAAAGCCCAGUCACAGAAGAGGGUGACAGUUUGUAUCCUGUCAGUCAACAUAUCUCUAGGAAUACCAGCUCCACCAUAUCCACCACACCUUUCAUUCUUCAAGAAAAUUUAAGGUCUGGUUCUCUGGUCAAGACCCAGAAUAUUUCGUGUGCUCAAAAUUCAGUCUGCUCUUAUGCAUCUCCUGAGCCAAUGGAGUCUAAGUCCUCUCCGUCACUACAUACCAGCCACAAUGCUGUUAAUGAUACACAAGAGAACAAACAGUAUUUUUAUGCCUGCAGUGUACACAAACCAGCCUUCGCAGCAGAUCUGCCAAGCUGCGUGGCAGUAUCCAGCACAAAGAAGGGGCAGCUUCAUGGUGUUCCGCAUCCAUUCAGAGUUGCUGAUCGCUCAGGAUUGGGCCAAGAUGAAUACGAAAGCUGUUUGAACUUAAAAUACACUGACAGCUCUCUCUCCAACAAGGCUGUGCUAGGAAUGAUUGAAAGCUAUGAAGGCAACAAGAAACAUUUCUUCAGCUCUGAAGAAGGAAGCAGAGAUGUCUGGCAACCACUUCUAAAUCAGCAAUCCAGAAUGCAGAAGCUGCUGCCUCAUGGUCUGGACCUCACAGAAACACCUCACUGGGAAGUCCAGGAGACAGCCAGUGCAUUACCGUAUUAUAGUCACGAUGCUGAGACCUCUGCUUCCCAACCAGUGAAUGGGUUUAGAAAAGCAAAGAAAAAUGACAUGAAUAGCAGCCCUGAACUUCUGGUGAACCCCAGGCAAGAGGAAAUGCUCAAGCCUGUUCGUUUUCCAAAGCAUCAUUUUUCUAAGAAAACUGAAAGCCAGCCCCCAGAUGACUUUGCCAGUAUAAAGAUAAACAGAAAGACAACUCCUCUGCUUUACUAUCUUUCUGGUGGGAAAAAUCCCAGUUUUAUGAGUCAUGAAAAUUGGACUCAAGAAGGAGGAGGAGAUGAUGUUGCUUUAAGAACUCCAAGGAACAAUCUCCCAGUCUCUGCAGAGCCGAUAGAGAUACCAAGGGACACCAACCCAUGUGUGGAUAAUCCUGGCAGCAACCAUGAAGGGCAAAUUCUAGAGAGUCCUGCAUCAUCAGUGGAUGAGAAGUUCAAGAAUGACUAUCGGGAAAAACUAAAAGUUGCUCAAAGAAAGGUCCUGAGAGAAACCUCUUUCAAGAGAAAGGAUUUACAAAUGAGCUUGCCCGUUCGGCUGAAGCAGACACCGUCUUCAAGGCCAUCCAUUCAGCAUCUCAGGUCUUUGUCAUUAUCUAGUACAAACGAGGACUCCAAGUUGAUUCCUGCCUCCAGGCCACUGGAAAGCAUCAGCAAUGAGGAAGAAUCAAAGAGGCCACAAGCUGCCCGAAUUGGGGGAAGGAAAAGGGCUACCAAAGAACAGAAGAAAAUCUCUUAUUCUGAACCCGAGAAACUCAACCAGCUGGAUGAUCAGAGAGAUCAAAGCAGUCCGUGGAGAAAGCAAAAUGCAAGGUCCCGGUCUGAUGAGAUCAAUGAACAAGACACUAAGAUCAUUAGAGGUAAAGCUCUGGAAAACCAGGGAAGGUCUCUUUCUAAGGCAGAACUGAAACAAAUACAGCAGAACGCACUUCUUGACUACAUGGAACGAAAGAUUGGGCAACGGCCUGCCAUUGGGCAGAGCAGCGCACAGCAAAAGCCCCCUUUGCAACCGAGGACUUCAAAUACAAAGAAGUUUGUGGAAGACAGCACUUCCCAUCCCAGUGCCAGCAGAAAGCUGAGGAAUAUGGAUGGUUUCUGCCAGUUUCCUGUUCCAGGGAAGACUCAGGAGCCACCCUCUUUCCCUCCCAGUUUAACAUCUACAACUGCUGCCACCAUGACCGACAGGCACAGCACCAGUUCCCCAGUGUUUGAAAUGGCUAACGAAGGAAGUUGUGCCAGCAAGUGUGACUCAGCUAAAAGUCUUCUUCACUCAGGUUCUGUCUGCAGCAGAAGCCGAGGGAGAUCAAAAUCAACUCCUCCUCCUGUGCAGGUAAAUCAAGUAGCUAUUUAGGUCACAUCCACAUAUUUGUACCACUUUAAUAGUCACAGCUUCCCCAUAGAGAUGCAACUCCCAGCAUCCUUAGUAAAUUACAGUUCCCAGGAUUGCGAAGUUGAUGUGCUUUAAAUGUUUUUUUAAGUGUGUGGCGUGGAUGUGACCUAAGAUAUAACUUGCCACUUGCAAUUGUAUUACUGAUAAGUUGCUAUUAUCAGUUAUCUAAAUGUAGGCCAGGGGUCAGCAAACCUUUUCAGCAGGGGGCCAGUCCACUGUCCCUCAGACCUUGGGGGGGCUGGACUAUAUUUUUUUGGGGGGGGAUGAACAAAUUCCUAUGCCCCACAAAUAACCCAGAGAUGCAUUUUAAAUAAAAGGACACAUUCUACUCAUGUAAAAACACCAGGCAGGCCCCACAAAUAACCUAGAGAUGCAUUUUAAAUAAAAGGACACAUUCUACUCAUGUAAAAACACGCUGAUUCCCGGACCUUCCGCAGGCCAAAUGUAGAAGUCGAUUAGGCCAGAUCCGGCCCCCGGGCCUUAGUUUGCCUACCCAUGGAGUAUCUUGCAGUGCACCAUCAGGAUGCAUUUUGCCUGGGUAGAAGUCUCCCUGUUGAUUGUACUGGAAAGAUAACACUGGAGCUUGGAAAGCAGAUUGAAGAAAAUAAUAAGAAAGCAUGCCUUUAUUAGUUCAGGUUAGUUCAGCCUUCCUCAACGUAGGGCCCUUGAGUUGUUUUGCACUAGAAUUCUCACCAUCCAGAACUAUUGGUGAUCCUGGCUGUGGCUCAUGGGAAUUGAAGUCCAACAACAUCUAGAGGGCAGGAUAGGAAAAUCUGCUCUAAUUCAGUAAACUGAAUAGUUCCAAUUCUUGGUAGCUUAAAUUAUUCUUAAAUUAUUUUCAUUCUGAUUUAAGAAGGGCGCUACCAAGAGUUGGAAUUGUUCAUAUUAUGGAAUUAGAGCAAACCAAAAAUGAAACUGAUAAUUUUACAUCCCUUACUUUCUCUGUCAUUGAGACCAUUGAGGCUUAAUUUUGACUGUUCAUGCCCAGUGCUGCUUGAAUUGUAGCAUUCUGUAAUCUCUCCCCCUCUCAUAAUUUAAUGCCAUAAAGCAGAGCUACAGUAUAUCUGGAAUCGUGCAUUAUUGAAAUAAAGUGAUCUUUGCAGGACUUAGGAAUGUGAGGCUAAAAACUGCUGCAACACUUUCUUCUCAUAUCAGUAGCUCUUCUGUUCCAUAUUUUCUAAUACAGAAGAAUUGGAUAAAAUUAUAUAAUAAACUUCUGGUCUCCUAAUUUCUUUUCAGUUCUGACUUUUCCAGUCUGAAUGUGCCAGCACAAUCAUGAACUCACCAUAAUUUUGUUCUUUCAAACAGCUUGGAGAGCUUCUUCAUGAAAGUCCGAUUGCCAAUGUAAAAUUCACUUGUAAUGUGCAAAUCUCAAGAAUAGUACAGUUCCCUAUAUGGAAGUGAAUUCUGAUUAGGAAUUUUUGCCUUUUGCAAAGAGGUGCUUAGAUACUAUGCAAGCUAUACUGGCAUAGGUGGUGAAACUUGAUGGAUUUCCAUUCCUCAGAGAAACCACACAAGAUCUGGAGCUUGCCAUUCCAGAAGAGGCUCUGUUGUGUGAACUGCCCCACUGCCUUAGACUCCCUGUUUAAUACUCCCCUGGUUCAUCCUCCGCCCCAACAUCAGCUGUUGGCUUUUUUGAUUUCUGUCAUGCUCCAUAAACCUUUUCCAGCUUCAGGGGAGAAAUAUGCACUUCUCAGUGCCAACAUUUGGAGGACAAUGUCUGUCAACAGUGCUGGAAAAACAGGAUAAGGAAGGCAAACAGAGGCAAAAGGGAAGGAAAAAAUAGAGAAAGAGCAGUAGUACUACCUACAUAUAUAAUAAGAAACUGUUCAUAAUCUCUUUGGUUUUCAGGAGAGAGAGAAAAGACUCCUGCUAAGGGUAGCUAGGCACUUUUUGUAUUACGGAUCAGGAAGCAGCAGGCAAAUUCUGUUAUUGGGCAAGAUGGACCUUUGGUCUGUGUCAGGCUGAGGAUAAUUCGGCUUAAUAUUUUCCUGGUAUAUGCCAUUCAACAAAUGAGGUUCCGGAGCAUGGCAGAGUACUCUGGCACUCUGCCUUAGAGAACUCUUAAGAGAGGGCUAAAGACCUUAUGGACCUCAAGAUGUUGUUGCAUUCCAAUUUCCAUCAUUCCUGACCAUGGGCCAUGGUGGUUGCUGGAGGGCUAUGUAUUACUACUUCGGAACCAAGGAACCAAGGGUCUGUCUUCUAAUGUUUCUUCUUUUGGAACUGAGGGACCUUCAGUCCAGUCCCACCUCAACUACAUAUGACCUUUGACAAGUCAUUGCCAUUCAGUUUUGGUUCCAGAUGUGGUUUGGUAACCAGCUCUAGGUAGCUAUUGCUCACAAUAUACUUACUAAAUUAUCAAGUACCGUAUUUUUUCGUGUAUAAGACGCCCCCAUGUAUACGACAACCCUAUUCUUUGAGCCCAAAAUUAAGAAAUAAAUAUUUUAAACAUUCCGUGUAUAAGACGACCCCCAAUUUUAAACUUAAAAAAGGGGGGAAAUACAGUCUUAUACACAGAAAAAUACAGUAUGUUAUAAGCAAAAGGUUUGUAGAGCUUUUCAAUAUAAAAUAAAUGACAUGCAUCACCAUGAUUGAAAGAGAUUCCUUCUAAGACUGCUCAUUGUAAAGUAACCAGUAGCUUACAUUAUCCACCACAACCAGUUCCUCUUCAGAGAUCUGGAGCAGACUUAUUCUUACCACUAGAGUUGGACGAGCCUGCUGGUUUUGGUUUCUCUCAGCUUCUUGUUUAUUCAGUCUUUAAGUUCUCCAGAUUUCCACAUCACAUUGUGAUCUUUUAAAAAAAACAAACAAAAAGAGUCCUCAUAAAAAUUUGCCAGCAUUUUACUGUGAAUUUCUCAGAAUAAAACAUUUUUGUGUGCAAUUUUCUGUAAUAUACACAUUUCUGAAAGCAAUUUUCCUUAACACAAUGCAUUUGUGUACGUCAUUUUCACUAAUAUAUAUGCCGUUUCAUGCACACCCUUGUACACCUCAUUUGGUACAAAAUCUGGGCAUUGCAAAAUUCAGAAGAGUGCACAUUUUGAAGGAUGGCUACAUUUUUGCCAUAAAGAACCCUGUCAAAUGGCAGCGGAAUGAUGAAGAUUUGGAUUGUGAGCAUUGGAAUUUGGAAUAGAACUCACCAAGCUCCAUGUAUGCUGCUGUGCUAAAAUGAUACAUAUCUGCUUAUUUUUUCUUUUCCCCCAAACUUCAUUCUAUUUCUCUUGGUCAUAGCAAGGAGCAAAAUCCCUCUCUGACUGGCCAUUAUUUAUUCAGGCACUUAUUUGGCUGCUAAGAGUCACCUGGCUUUGCAUACACAUAGACAAGCCUGUCUGUGAGGACUAGAAAAGGGCUUGCUGCUGUCUGUGUGAAAGGUGGGAUUCUCAAGAAGCUCAGUCUUGGACACAAUAUUCUGGAGGAAGCCAAUGGAUACAAGGUGGUCAAAUUAGCCAUUUCAUCUUGAGCCUGUGGCAGCAUCACAGAAAACACAGGUCCCUGAUCAUUUCUCUGUUUUCUGCUGGUAGCAAAAUGUGGGAGUGCCAUAGAAGAGGGUAUUAAAAGCGGGUAUUAACAGUGCCAUAGAAGAGGGUAUUAAAAGACUUCCUUUCAUAUUUAGGGCUGAGAAAUCUCUUCCUAGUCAGUUAUCAUGGAAAUGAAAAGUAGAGAGCUACAAAGUCAUAUGGAGAGGUCUCCUCAUCAUAAAACAUGGUUGUUUUCCAUUCCCAGGUUUUCUAUAGCUCCACAGCCUGCCCUGCGUUGUCGGCUCAAGACCAUGAAUACUAUCCCGCGCACCCCAAGUAAGUGUGCAUAUAUUCACAGGACCAGCUCUUACGCUUAGAUUUUCACUGUGUUAUGUCUUGAUGAGAAUAGGCUUUUCCCAUGGGUUCAUUCAUGUGGAGAACCUAAGACAGGCAUGCCCCAUUUCAGAAGUUUGGCCAUUGCAUCUCAGAAGGAAUUUCCAUUUGCUUCUGGUUCCAUUUCCAUUGGACCCUAAUGUUUUAGCUACUGUGAUGGUCAUGGAAAUUGUUUCUGGGAGGCCAUCGCUGUAUGGGGUGAGUCAUACAUUAGGUUUGUAGCGUAAGUGCAUCACUGGAAAUGUGUCUCAUGGUAAGAACAACACAGUUAAAUGUCUGAACCAGCUCUUAGUUCCACCCAAACGUAAAAGUUUUUUCAGAUACAUCUGAGCAAUUCUACCUGCCAGACUACUGUGAUAUAACACUGUGCAACUUUCCUAUUGACCAAGCAAUGCACGAAAUCUCCUGGGUACAGUCACUUGCCCCACCAUCAUUUUGAGACUGUGCAUGAGGACUGGGCGAAUGUAUGUUCAGGCUUUCUUGUGGAUGUGCACGGUUGCUGGCAUAAUGGAAUUGCAUUCUCCAUUCAGUUCCCAUUCAUUCCAGCACAUAUAUUUGUUGAUCUGUCGCUUUGAAAACAAACAAGUGAAUAACAAAACAUCUGUAUAACUGAAAGGGUUUAAUGGUUCUGCCUUCUAUGUAGCACUAUUGGGGUUGCAAAUGAAUGCAGUGGUUGCAGAUAAUGGUUUUAACUCAGGAUGGAAUCAAGAAUGAGUGCAGCAAAUUCAAGAGUUGGAGAGUGUGUUGUUUGGUGUGUGUGUUUUUUGGGGGGCAUUACCACAAUACCUCUGACUUGGAGAUUUCCCCUACAUCAACCAUCAAAUUCAGGGAUAUUUGAAGAAAGCAAGAGCUUCUGGAUCUUUAACAGCUCAUGGAAUUAAUCCAGAAGAAGUCUUAAUUUCUUUCUAGCCAUUUCUUUUUCCUUAGGAAGAACUUUAUCUUGUGCAUGCCACACUCCUUAGAAUAAAUGUUCAUAAAACUCUCAUCUUGGUUCAGUAGAUUCCAGUACAAAUAAAUUAUUAUUGUUAUUGUUAUUUAUUUUCCUUAAGAGGGUCUUCACCAGUGACCUGGUCUAUACAUGCAGCAGAAAGAACUGUGCUACUUCCGACUGUACAUAGAAUGAUACUGUUGAAUGCUUCCCUGUUUUUAAAAGGUCUACACUGCAGGUAGAAAACUAGCACAGCAUUGAGCAAGCCAUGUUGCACAAGUUCCCCUCUCCCAGUUUGGUAGGUUUUUUGUUUGUUUUAUUUUUACUUGCAGGGAGUUUUUGCCAUGAGGCAGCAUUGAAAAAAUAUCAUGAUCUACCUGCAGUCUGGAGUAGUACAAUCCACUCUGCCACACCUCAAGAUUCUGCAAACUUAUUCUGCUGUAUAUGUAGAUCAGACUUGGCAUUUUCUGCAAGGGAGUAAUAAACACAUGCAAGAAAAGCCCCUAGAAACUCAAUGUAAACAGCGGCGGAGGAAGACCCUCGGGCACCUGUGGCGUCGGGGGCGGAGCGAACCACCCAUCCCUUCCCUAUGGGUGCCAUGGGCCCCGUGCUGUCCAGUCAUUAUGGGCACCGUGCGCCUCAUGCUGCAGGGGGCACACGGCGCCCAUAGGGACGGGGCACACAGCAGGGCCUCAGCCACCCUACAGCUGAGAAAAACCCCACCCUCCCACUAUAUAUAAGGGUCUGGUGAUUUCUGUUUCAGUGUAUCUGAAGAAGUGUGCAUGCACACGAAAGCUUAUACCCAGAACAAACUUAGUUGGUCUCUAAGGUGCUACUGGGCAAUUUUUUAAUUUAUUUCAACUGUUGUUUGAGUCUCUCAUGGGCCUCAAAAUGUGAAGAAGAAAAUUGUGAAAUGGCUGCAAAUGGAGCAGAGAAAAUUCCUCUCAAUAUUCCAAAAGUGCAAACAGUAGUUCUGUUGCCCAUUAUUUGAGAUCAUAGCUCCACCAUCUGAUCUCCUGUUGAAACAGCAUUUGACUUGCAAGGGGGAGACAUGCCUAAGGAGAACAAAAUGGAAGUUUCCUCUGGAUCUGUUUAUAACUCUUAAGAUGCAUGCUUAAAAUAGAACUUUAAAACCAAAGGGAGUUUUGGCACAGAUGCAGUAUAAAAAGACGGGUUAAAACUCAAGUUAAGUGAAGGAUGGAAAAAUAUUUAGAUGUAAGAUUAUCCCAUCAGUUAGCACAGAUUUAUAGACUAUGGAUGAUGCAUUUUAUUAUCUUUCACUGACAGAGAAAGCCACAGGCCUGACUAGAAUAGCACACUUCAACCUUCAUCAGCUACCUCCAUUUCCCGCACCCUUUAAAUUCUUCAGUUCCUUUCCAGAACGAAAUGUGGUACCAUAACUGCAUUCCAGUGCAUUAGGAUUCCAACUUCAAAGCAACUCAUAAAAGUGCUUCAGAUUUAUUAGGUUUGCACAGUCAGCUGCUCUAAAGGAAGGGAACACAUCAUUUUAUAACCCACCUGCCCCCAAUAUACGCCUGUUAUCUGAUGGUAGGGACAUCUGCUCUUUUAAUGUGUGCAUUAAUAUAGCAAAUGAACAAGCUGUUGUUUGCACGCACACACACAAAAAGCUGGUGUUCAUUACCUAAGGUGGUUGUUGCCCUGGGCAGAAGCAGGACAGCUAAACACCCUUGAGAGGGAAUAGCUAAGUGAUCACAUAGAAAGCCUUACACAAAAUCAAUUUGCGUGUGUCAGUUAACAUCACUGAGGGUGUGCUUACCUAGCAGAUUUUACAUAUGAAUGAGUAACAAUUUGGGUAUCAGAGAGCUUCCAGGUGCUUGCUUUUCAUAUUCAGGUUGCUGCUCAGGUUAUGAAUCUUCAAAAGUUUAGUUUUUAUUUUUCAUUUUCUCAGUUCAGUGCAAGUGCUUCUCUACUAUUUCCAUUUGGCGCUAGGUGGGGAGGGAAGCCUCAAUCUAUAAUUAGACAAUGGAAGCUGGUCUGUUAGGGCAAAGGAUGAAUGAAAUGAAGUGACUCUGCUUUUUAAUAUAUAUAUUUGAAACCAAACUUUAGCUCCCCAUCAAAGGAGAAAUUGGAAGCUGACCCAUCUGACAAAACACAUGCUCUGGUGGCUGCAAAGCAAAGUGCUGGAAGAAGAGGGGAGUCUAUGGGGGAACCUGGGACCUCUGAAAUGGCUAGACUGUCCCCAUUGAGCCAAAGUACAGAUCAGCUUCCCCAUCUGAAGAGUUGGCAUAUUUCCUCUGGGCUACAGACGGGCAAAGACUGGCAAGGAGAAAAGCAUCCAAAUACUUUGCAUCACUGUGAGCCUGCAUCAUCUGGGCUCAGACAGCCACAUGUGGAAGCUGUUGGAGGACAAAGGGGGUCAAAUUCAACAGUCCAUGAACUGAAACAACCCCCUGCCACAAAUAAAGUCUCGCACGCUUUCCCAAGUGUAAGCAGCGUACCCCUGCUUUCGGUUGGCAGGUUGCCUUCUCCAAACCUACCUUUGGAGCCUCUUCAUUCUUCACCAGCCCCUCCUGCUCCUGCUGAGAUGGACGAUGAGGUUUUUAAGGAGUCUUUUGGCAGUGGCUCAGAUACAGCCUCUGACCUCCCUUCCCUCCACAGAGAAAGUAGGAGUUUUAUUCCGAGCAGACGAGCACCCCAGCCUGCCCCGAUGCCUCCGGCUUCCAUAGAAGGAAAGCAAGUCAAGGAAGAGCCUAGUACCAGGUAAAAAUAAACAUUCCCAUUUGGGGCCAAUGUGUUUCUAUUUAUUCUGAGCUGCCAUGUCAACUCAGAGAGAGCACACAUGCACAUAUAAAAUGUACAAUAUGUAGAAGGCGAUGCACUCUGCAACCCCCGGGAAAAGCUCACAAUCACUUUGGCACAAUCAAUUUGGCCUGGAAAAGUGAAAUUUUGAAGGAGAGGAACAGAAUGUUGCUGACACUAUAUUCAUGCUUGCCUCCCUCGACUUCUUAAUAAUAGUCUUGAGUGUUGGGAACUGCUGGGACUGGAACUGGGGAUGUUUGUUUCUGUGUGCUGCUGUCCCAUGUGGCAGGCUAUGGGAACUGCAGCCUGGAGUAUCUUCCUUGCUGCAAAGCAUUCUCAGGCUCUGGACCAGCCUUCUCCAUCCAGGCUCCAGGGGCAGCCCCUACCACUAGGGGGUGUGAUGCAGUCACCUUAGUUGACAGGUGCUAAGGGGCACAGAUGGCAGCGAGAUCUUGGGAGGGCAGAGAUGUGUGUGGUACACAGCAAAGUCUGUGUGACCCUUAAGUUUGGGCCACAUUCACACCAUACAUCUAAAGCAUGGUUAUACCAUGCCUGAAGAAUUCUAUUGUAUACAACACAACACAGUGGCGCCAAUGUAACUCAAGUAACAAAAACAAAAGGUUUUGGGAGCACCUUUGUCAUGAGCAUGUCUGGUUAAAUGUGGGGCAGGGGGGUGGGAGAGCCUGAAAGACAUUGCAGCUAAAUAUCUGAUUUUUGCUUGAUGCACAGUAAAUAAUUAGAUGCAGCUUACUCUUCGUCCAUGCUAGGAAGCGUCAUUUGUUGCAUUUCUGUGUGAUGGACACAGGAGCAGAAUCAGUUGUGGGGAAAGGUAGCAGCCCCAAACAAUUCCUGUUGUGUACUCAAUGUACCUUUUCAGGGGCCUGUACUUGAAUAAUCUGGUUUCCCCAUUAAUACUUGCUAGGUGUGAUGCAGUCCUACUGGGUAUGGCUCUGUGUGUGCACAUGUGCACAUGCUUAUGUUUCUAUACGAUGGAAGAGAAGGCUGUGUGUGCUGCUCUGCCUUGCUGAAAGACAGUUGUGUUUCUAUUUGUUGUUCUUCUUAAUAAUAAUAAUAAUAAUAAUAAUAAUAAUAAUAAAGCUGUUUAUAAACCUACCAGUCAUGAACCUGAAAGCAGAACUUAACCAGACAUGGAAGCUUGAGUGAGUACUCCAUCCCAGGAACCCAGAGACAAAGAAGAAACACAAUAAUUUUAUACAGCUUUGUCUUUCUUCUAGCUUCCCUGCCCAUGAGAAAGAAGAAUCUAGUCUUGGAAAUAGCAGAGAAGAUGAGAACUCUCCUGAAAAUUCACAUGGUGCAGACAUGGCUCUUGACUUCCCGGCUUUCAAAGAACAGAACAGCAGACAUUCUCAGCUGAAGAAAGAAUUAAGUGACAAACCCCAACUUUCCAGUGCUUCUGGAAGAACCCGGUGGCAGCAAUUAGAGGCAAAUAACGCAACCCAUGACUCAGAGAGCAGGGCAUAUUAUUGCACUGCCUUGUUAGACAGCCAAGGACAUAGAAAUACUAGCCAUCCAUUAGCAGAUUCGAGAGCUCUGCAAGAUGAGCAUGACUGUAACUUUCCAGCACAAGGCACAGAUUUAUCUUUAGCACAGUCAAUAUCGACAGAUGACCAAAGGUGCGAAGACCUUGCGGUUGAGAUUAUUGCCAAAGACAAGUCUCUGGUUGACAUCCUCAUGCCCCAUCCCACCAGGAAGACUGCUCUAGAUCUCAUGGAAGGUCUUUUCCCUGUGAACAUUUCAAUGCCAGGCAGAUCCUGCAGAAGGAAGGAGGGAAUUCAGUCUGUCCAAGAAAAAGAGUAAGUUUAUAUAUUUCUUAUUAUUUGUUUUUUAUUAAAGAUUUUCUUACAUACACUGUAAAUUUAUAUGGCACAGAAAACCACAGGAAGCAUACUUUGGGUAAGGGCAGGGGAAUCCCAUCCUGUUUUGCCACCUGAGGUGAAAUGGGAAAGUGCUCUCCGGUAUGCAUGCUGCACAGAACUCACCUACCCUUGACAGUCCUGCCAAAGCCUCACUUACUGGGUCAUGUGGCUUCCAGGUACCAGCGAGAUCUCAUGAGGGUCUCCACAAGAUUUCACCAGAACCCACAGCAUAUGCUUUUUCCUCGCUUCGCCAGCAGGGAGGGGCACCUGUAUUGGCUUCAUACCCCACCCUGCAGGAAAAUCAUUUGGGAGGGGAGUCUCCUUAUAACCCUGAACUCCUAUUAAGAAAAUUUACACCAGGGGUUCCUAACAAACUGUGAACCUUGGUGACCCAGCAGGCAUUACAAUAUCUUUGUUGAAUUAGUAAUAUUUUGAAUGCCAUCCCAAUGUUGGAGAGGCUGGGAAAGUGGUUUUGAGUGCUCUGCCUGAGCACUUUUUUGUGAUCAGCAAUAUCUCUGCUAAUACAUUAUUUGUCACAUUGUUAAAGAAGCAUUUAUAAUGAUUGCUUUUUAUUUUAACAGCCAAAGAAGCAGUGACUGUGCAGCAGACCCAUCUCAUGGGACUCAGAGUUUUCCUGAGCAAAGUACGGACCAAAUUCUGAGUAAAAGCAGUGAAAGUCUUGAUGAUCCAGACAGCAUUACAUCAAAGAAAGUAGGUAGACGAGUGACCAUGCAGUCUUGUAUAUGUUUAUUCAGAUAGAAGUUCUGUUGGGUUCCGUGGGACUUCCUCUCUGAUAUGUGAGUGUAAUAGGGCUGGGGAAACUUCAGACAACCUUUGGACAACCAUCCAGAUCCAGAUUUUGGAGGUCUCCUCAAGCCAUGACACGUGACACAUGACACACUAGCAGCCACUCUCCACCAGUUUCCUAAGCUUCCAUGUUUGUCUGACUGCAUCCUUUCAUACAUAUAUAUAGACAUACAUACAUAAUUAUUUUAGUAUGCUGCCAUUCCAUAGUUAAAACCAUGCUCUAGGCGGGUUACAACAUAUAAAAAACACAUAAUUACAAACAUAACAAAGGUAGUCAUAAACAAUAAAAACCAUCAAAAAGCACACAACCCAAUUAAAACAAUUUCCACAUAAAUUAUAACACAUAAAAAAAUAAUACCAAUAACAGCAACAACCUCCUCCAACAAAAAACCCCUAAACAACACCCUUUCCUUUCCUUUAGUCUCUGUCUUUUUCUCUCUCUCUGGUUCUCCCUCCUGCUCUCCUCCUCUGAAAAAAGGAAGAGAACAAGACAGUGAAAAAGAAACCAGAGGCAGGUGGUGAGGCAAAUGUGGGAGUUUAAUAAGCCAACCUUAGUGGACAGAACCUAGAGCAUCUAAAUACAUUCUAGGCCCACUGUUGGUUGUCAUACAUAUGCCUGCCAACCUCCUGGUCAGGGUGGGGAGGGGGGGGGGAGGGAGAGAAAGAAAGAAAGAAAGAAAGAAAGAAAGAAAGAAAGAAAGAAAGAAAGAAAGAAAGAUGCAGACUAAGGGCUCAUCCACACUUCCACUUGUCCUCUGCCUGGAAUGCACGGGUCUGGGUGCUUUUCCACUUGCCCCAUGCUUUCUAGGUACGAAUCUGAGCGGUUUUGCCUUUACUCCGCCACUUUCCCCCGGAAAACAUGCUCUUAAGCGCUAAAUUGGAACAAACGUCAAUCCACAAAAAACCCGGUUGAUGUUUGCUCUGAUUCAGCAGUAAACAGAGGGUUUUCCCAGGAGAAGGUGGCAGGGCAACUGUGUGUACAAAUGUGUGUUUGUGUGUGUGCGUGCACAGGCGUGAAGAUAUGGCACUUCUCUCUGUGUGUACAUGCACGCAUGCAUGUGCAUAUUGUGCCUAUCUGUGUGUGAAUGUGAUGUGUACAGGAGGACAUUAGCCCGAGAAAACAAAAGCACAUGAAAACCAAAUACCGUCUCAGCUGUGCCCAGUUACCUAUUGAUUUAUGCAAGAGUUAAGCAUGUGCUUCUUCCAUUGAAAUCAAUGGUGUUUUAACAAGGUUUAAUUUGGCAGGCAUGGUGCAAACUUUCAGCUUUUCUGAAGUGACACACAAAGAAGAGCUAUUACCAUGAGAUUAAAAACCAUUUUUGUCAGAAUAUUCACUAAGGAGUUAGCAACUUAGUUCCAUCGCUUGUGCAGUUCUGAUAAGUUUAAGUUGCCUUCCUUAACAUCAACAGGUUUUUGCUCUUAUUUUAUACUUUCCACUGGUGAUUUCAUGAUGUCUUUGCCAGAAGAUCUGGCAUACAUUGGUUCCGUUUUGAAUAAAUGCGCUUUCUUGCCUCAGAUUCUCCUGCUUAGAAAUAGUUUCAUGGCUGUGAACUGGGUGAGACCAGGCCACGAGCCCUCUAUGAAUGAGACCUGGCAUCCCGUGGGAAUAUGAUACGCUUCGUUUUGAGAUCUGGCAGCCCUUCCUCUUGACAGGCUUGGUGUGUCAUAUUGGCUUUCACAAUGCAGAGAAUGAAACCAUAACUGAGGAAAUAGUUAUACUGAGGCUCCUUUGGCAGAAAUCCCAGGUUUCUUUGCAAAGGAGGCUCGCUAGUCAUUAAAACUUGGCGACAUUUCAACUCUGCCAGUCAUGUUCUGCCCACCUGUAACUUUCUUCGGCAGUGUAUAAGCUGUUGCUUCCUAUGAUGAACCUGACUUGUCCCAGCCAUUGAUAUAAGCGCCAGUGUUGGACAGUGGUUUGAACACCAGACUAAGAUCAGAGAGAGCCAAGUUCAAAUCCCCACUCAACAAUGAAGUUCACUGAGUGAACUCAGGCUACUCAAUCCCUCUCUCCCUAACCUAUCUCAUAGGGUUGCUGUGAGAAUAAAUGGGUGAGCAAGAACCUCAUAAGCCACUUGAGCAAGGCACAAAGGUAAAUAAAUAAAUCAUUGUUAAAACGUGGCCAUGCUGAUCUUACUGCCCUCUGUUUUAAAAACCAUUUUAGGUGCCUACAGGGGCAGCCUAGUUAGUAUAAACAUGCAUGUUCAAGUUCCUGUGGCUGAAUCCCAUCACACACAUAGACAGGACCCCCUUAUUUACUCCAUAUCUGCCCUACCAUGCUUUUUCCCAUCUAAAUGUUGAUAAAGCUUGGCAUCAGACAGAGGUGUGGCUGCCUCAACUCUGAUGUAUAGUGACAUUCAUUGUGUGCAUACCAGGGCCUUGGAGACAGGGGAAUCUGACUUUAUUGUAGAGAGUUGAGGCUUUAAAAUUGGGGACCAGUAGCUUGCUUUCCUCCACUUCCUGGAAUCUAUUUUUCCUCUUCUGCCUGAUGCCUGCUUGAGGACAGAUGGCUGAGCUAGACCCCAUGGUGGUGUGAGCUAUUUUGUACACUUAUGGAAAUGCCAGAAACAAAGUUCUUUGGUGACUGUAAGCCUUGAAUCCCACUAGCAGAUGAAUCUCGUGGGGUGUCCAGAGCACAGUCUAGUCCUGUUGUAUUAGAUGAAUUUCAGCUGAUAAGGCUCAAGGAUGUGGACAAGGUGCUCGGACUUUAGACCCUUGGGGUGGUUCCAGUCCUACUUGGAUGGUCGUUCCCAGAGGGUGUUGCUUGGGGAAUGCUUUUCUGAAGGAGCAGCUUCAUAGCUUGGGGGUACUCCUGGAUCUUUUGCUGUCACUUGAGGCUCAGGUGGCCUCAGUGGCCCGGAGUGCCUUCCAUCAGCUUUGGCUGGUGGCCCAGCUAUGCCCCUGUCUGGACAGGGAUAGCUUCACUACUGUUGUCUAUGCUCUGGUAACCUCAAGGUUAGAUUACUGCAAUGCGUUCAGAAUCUUCAGCUAGUGCAGAAUUCAGUGGCCAGGUUGCUCACCGGAGCAAGACAGUUUGAGCAUAUUACACCAAUCCUGAUCUGACUGCACUGGCUACCAAUUAGUUUUUGGGCCCAAUUCAAAUUGCUGGUUUUGACCUAUAAAGCAUUAAACGGCUCAUGACCACAAUACCUCAAGGACUGCCUUUUUCCAUAUGAACCUACCCAGACCCUGAGAUCAUCUUCUGAGGCCUUGCUUCGUGUGCCACCUCCUCAAGAGGUCCGAAGGGUGGCAAAACAAGAACAGGCCUUCUCUGCAGUGGCUCCCCAUCUGUGGAAUGCUCUCCCCAGGGAAGUUCGCCUGGCGUCUUCAUUAUAUACCUUUAAGGGACAGGCAAAAUGUACCUUUUUAAUGAGGGCUUUGGUUGAUUUCAUUGACGUCCUAUGCCCUUUUAAAAAGUGUUUUUUUGGGGGGUGUGUGGGUUAUUGUGUUGUUGUUUUUAUUUUGAUUAUAUAUUUUGUGGUUUUAUAUUUUGAUUUUGUUCUGUAAACCAUCCAAUAAUAAUAAUAAUAAUAAUAAUAAUAAUAAUAGCAGCUACUACCACCCAGGCCAAGUGGUGAAAAAAGGCAUUCACCUAAGAAAUAUUUGCCAGCAUUUUCAUUAUAAUAAACUGUAUUCGUUUUAUUUCAGAAUUGUAUAGCUUUGCUCCUGUAUUUUGUGAAAAGGCUUGCUUCGAUCAGUUUUCUUGAAAAUGAAGUAUAUACUCAUAAGCAAUUUUAGCCCAAGGUUUGUGUCCCUUUUAGGAUAUCCCUGUAACCUCAGUAAGACAAUUUUUGUGGUGGCAAAUAUGGAGCAAUAGGCCUUCCUAGCUGUCCAAUGUUUUAAACAGACUUGGAUUUCCUUCACUCCCAUAGAAACUCAACUAGGAGCUUAAGGCAGUUAAAAGAGGCUUAUAAACCCUGCCAUGCCAGGUAGGAGAGAAUUUUGGCUCAAAAUGUUCUCCUCCGAAGUGUUCCUUCAGGGCCUGCCACCUUAUCUGAGAACCACCCUACUAAAACCUGUCUAUCAAAGCCAGUUCAGUUUCUCAGUGGCUUCCUUCCUUGCAGAGAGAACUUAUUUCCAGCAUCCAUUUGAAGCUACAGGAUCUGUGGCUUGAAAGGGAGCUGAUCGAGUCUGAAGCUAAGGGGUAUGCUGUGCGUGGCAAGGAGCUGGAGUCCCUGGUCCAAGACCUGUGUAAACCCAAUGAGUACGAGCGCUACAUGAUGUUCAUUGGUGAUCUGGAGAAGGUGGUGAGCCUGCUGCUGUGCCUCUCCAGCCGCCUUGCUCGGGUCCAAAACGCUAUGGAGAAAAUGGAUGAAAACACAGAUGCUGAGGAGAAGGUGAGUUCCAAGGCAGGAACUGAGGGGAGGCUGUUUUACUAUAUGCCCUUCAAGAUAUGACUCUUCUGGUUGCCUGGACAUAAAUUUCUAAAUCUACUGCAACAAUGCGGAUUCCAUGAUUAAUGGUGCUUAGGAUCCAGUAUGUAAUAUUGACCUUCAGCAGCUUGGGUGCUGCUGUGAUGUGGCUGAUCCCAGACUGUUUGCUGGUAACAUUUGAAGGAGGGUGUGUGUCACUUGUCAGUAAUGGGGUGAGAAAUCACCAUGUUGCCAGCUGUCCCCUAUCUGACUUCUGCCCCUCGGAAAUCUUGGACAAUUUUUCAGUGUUCCACAAUACGGAGGUCUCUCAGGCGAAGUAUUAACUCUUGUUUGGAGACUGAAACUAGACACACGGCAUAGGAGACAGCAGAGGAAUUGGGAGUAGGGUGUAUGGGAUCCCUUUCAUCUCUGGCCAUUUUCCCCUUCAAAAUUAUUUCCAUAAAGUAAAAGAUGGGUAGAAAAGUAGACAGAAAGCUUUUUUAAAAAAGAAAGAAAGAAAGAAAGAAAGAAAGAGAAAGAAAGAGAAAGAAAGAAAGAACAGGGAAGCAGCUAGGGAUGGGUUAUGUUUUGCAGCCUUGUCUCUACUGCACCCUCAGGCUGGCAAGAAACCGUUCAUACAUUUACUGUGUGUUACAUUUAAUUUGAUCCUCAGCCAGUCUUUCCACCAUAAGCUGUACUUGGUCAGACAAGCACAAAUAUUUCAGGGAUGGGGGAUCGUUCUGCAUCUUCAACGAUGUUGGUAAAAUCCAUUUGUUUGCUCUGAUCACAUUUCUGUCACUUCUUGGGUUCAUAAAAUACACCACAGUUAACAUGAGCCAUAUUGAAACCCAGCCAGAUGGGCAGGGUACAAAUAUUAAAUUACAAUUACACAGAGUCUCUGCUGUUUUUAUGUAACUUGCUCUGGUAUUACUUUUGGUAAUGAGGAGCAGAUAAUAAAUAUUAUGAAUAAAUAGGCAUCCGUGGUUAUUCUCUGGGCACGAUCCACACUCAGAUUCAUGGUAGAUUAAUUUAGGGCAUGAUAGGGAUCAUUUCCAGUUUUGUUAAAAUACAAUGCAAGUUCUAAACACCAAGUGUCAGGAGGACCAGCUAACUGACUACAGGACAGAAGGAAAUAUUCGUUGCAUGUUAUAAUGUUUGCACACUAAUUUCUGAGUUGCUUUCGUUGUCUUUAGCAGUCAUUAAAAGAGCGGCACAGACUCUUGUCCAGGCAGCGGGAGGAUGCGAAGGACCUGAAAGAGAAUCUGGAUCGGCGAGAAAGGGUGGUGUCGGGUAUUCUUUCCAAAUACAUGACUGAAACGCAGCUUCAGGACUACAAGCACUUUGUACAGGAAAAGACAUCACUAUUGAUUGAACAGAAGGACCUUGAGGAGCAGAUUAAGUUUCUUGAAGAGAAACUGGAGAGGUUGGAGAAGAGUAUUCCUACUUAAAGCCAUAUUAGCAGGCCACUUGGUUUCAUGAAUGAAGCGACUGUGCUAGAACUCCAUCUGUAUCCAUGGAAACAUUUAAGAAGGGAGCAAGGCUGUGUUUGGUGACUUCACAUAGGCAUCUCCGUGCCUCAGUGCUGACAAGGGCUUAAUUGGCCCAGGCAAACAUUUUUAGGAGAAAGUGACAAAACCUUAACUGUAGGUGGCAAUGCAUUUUAUCUUGGAAUGACUGAUGCAAUGGAUAUUGCCUUUCAUUAAUGAGCUGGUGCGCUGUUUUUCUUUCCUGCAGACUGCUGGUCUGCUUCCAGACUGACAUCAUCCCAAUAAAGAAUAUAUAAGUAUCAUAAAAUGUUUUCCUCUUUCUGGAUGGAGUGGGUAUUUAAUUGACAGGCAAUGUUCACGUUUAAAUGGGAAACGCCAUAGCACCAACUCUGUGGCACAACACUUGCAGGCCUUUUAACAAACUCCUUUUCCAGUUUAACCACAGGGCUUCCCUCUAACAAAGGGAGCAGCUUGCAGGGCCAAUAACUCUGGGCUCUAUGAAACAGUCAUAAAACCAAGCCUGGAGCUAUUCACGUACUAGAAUUGUUUCUUCGGAACGUGGGUGUGUAGGAUGUUGAGGAAUACCCCUUUCCAGCUGCCUUUCUUUCUUGCUCCCCUACCUUAUUCUUACUAGGUGUGCUUAAAAUUCUUUGCAAUUUCCCAUAUACAGCCAUAUCUUUUUCAAAAUAUGUACCCAGAUUUUAUAUGAAAUAAUUGAUAUCCUAUGAAUGAGUUUUUCUGGACAGCAUUCCAUUUAAUUAUAACAUUCAUUCCCUAAGAAGCAACAGACAUAAGAAGCUGUCUUUUACUGGGUCCAACCAUUGGUCUGUUCACCAGAGCAACCUCAAUGCUUCCCCCCGCCCUGCCCCCCCCCAAUGUGGAAGAGGUAGGUCAUUGCCUAAUAAUUCUCUUAAGCUGAAUCUGAUCUUCUUGAAUACUCUGUGCAAAAUGGAAAUGAUAACACUGUUAGAGUGCCUCUCUGCUGGCCUUGGCCAAAACCCAACUUUGUCACCAUAGAGUGUUGGGUGUAGAGGGCAUAACUUUCCACUCGGCUAAUCUAUUCCAAAUGCUGGUUGUGUUUAAUACAUUUUACAAUGAUUGAUAUAUUAAAAUGUUCAUUUUCUUUGA